Molecule: messenger RNA, 64633 nt
Organism: Pelobates cultripes (western spadefoot toad)
Lineage: Eukaryota; Metazoa; Chordata; Amphibia; Anura; Pelobatidae
Source: the annotation of a GenBank genome assembly
GGCACAGAGCGAGGGAGAGAGCGAGUCAGCCACCAGAGAGGGGCACACAGCUAAGUGGAGAGACUGCUGGGUGUGUCACAGCUUCAGGGCGAGAGAGAGGAAGAGACAGGCCAGUAGCACAAGGUAAUACAUGUGUACAGGGGGAAAUGGGUUGUACAGUAUAUGUUUUAUAUUUGAAUUUUGGGGUUGUAUAGGAAAGGGACGGUACUGUCUCUUUAAAUAGUUAAUUUUUGUAAUACCUUCUGUAUGGAUAGCAGUGGAUUUAAAGCCAUACCCCAUUGUUACAUUAGUGACCCUGUCUGAGAUAUGGGCAUCGUAGAGUAAACAAUAGCAAUAUGUGUGAUGCAUAGAUUGAGUGAAUAGCAGUAUGUGUGGCCAGUUAUAGCAAUGAGAGCCCUUAUAGCAGACAGUUCAUUGUCUAUUUUUUAGUAGGAUAUCUGAGCAGCAACAUAUGAAGCUGAAACAUUGUAUUCAUAAACAUCUAACCCUGACCAUUAGGGUUAAAAUACUCUAAGACAUUACUUAGUCUCCCUGUUAUAUCUAUGUCAUAAAACUCAGAUUGAGCUUUUGAGUGUAAACCUGGAUGUGCCUGUAUAUAUCAGUAUUGAGUAUACCCAGACAGAUUUACUUCCAGCUGUAAUGUAAAGGGGGGGGGGGGAGAGAUUUUGUGAGGAGGAAAGAAUGAGACAGGCUGGGUGUGGAGGUCAGACACAUACUGCUCUUAGCCUGUCUCUCUGGUCCUGUGCCAACCCCAUUCUUCUCACACACACACACACACACACCCCUUCAUUGGUCUAUUAGUCCUGCCUUCCCUAACUCAUUUAACUCUUUGAGCACUAUAUAGUGUGCACAGUACAUUAAUUGCACUCUGAACGGUUAAUCACAGGGUGCGUUUCACUGAUGCCUGUCUAUCUCCAUAUGACUCAUGCCACAUUCUUGUUUUGUUAUGCCAACCAGGCUGAUGCCAAGCAGCCCUUUUUCCCCACGUGUCCCCUCCUCCUACUUGUUUCCACCCAACUCUGUAUUUUCUCCUGUUCUAUUUCGUGCAGAUUCUUUAUAUAUUUUGUUGUCGUCCGUACUCUUAAUUGCUGUUCUGACACAUUUCUUGCCAAUGUCUCCAUACAUGUCUUAUUAUCUCUGUCAUUUACAUACCAUCUCCCUCAGUUCUGUUCCAUGGCAACUCUCCUCCUAUACCCGCUCUACCCUCUUCUUUCACCCCUCCUUGUUUAACAUAAUCCCUUUCUAAUCCCUCCUUCUCUCACACCCUCUGAUCUCAACACUGCAGGCUGUUUUACUCUCAGCUGUGUCUCACAUACAGGCAGGACCUGUCGCUGUCAUUGCUGGGCCAUGGGGGAUGUUAUAUCUACUCACCUGGAUGAGGGCAGGCGUAAUUAUAUAUCAGGUAAGCUCAUACCACCAUUUGCCAGCCUGAUGGCAUCUUGAUUCCUGUCUUCCCUGAAGUAUUACCUGUUUGGCAUUUCAUAUACCCAAACGCCAAUGAGCUCUCCAUUGAAGAAUGGUUUGCUUCUUUGCAUUAAAUCCCUAGUUAAAGAUGACUCUCUCAGAACGGAAUCUGCUUUGAAAACGUUCAUGGUUAUUAGCUAAAUAUGGAAAUUGUCAGGAAUUGACCGUAGUAUGGCAAAAAAUAGAAAACUUUUGGACCUAAUAUUAGCAAUUAAGAUACAGUUUCCAAUUUGUUGAAUAGCUAAAUAAUGUCCGACCUUAUAAGCACGCAAAGCAUGAAUUAUUUACCUGCUUGGUCAGCAAAAGUUCAACUAAUUCUGGCCACGGCGGAGAUCGAUAUCUUGUUUUUAUUUCUUAAUGAGAUUAUUUCAGAGUGUGAUGUUUUCUAAGGUGGGGCUACCUGGUUCUGUAUUCUGUGUUGUUAGGUGAUUAAAGGGCAAUAUAUUGUUUAGAAUCUGGCUCUAUAUACUGUGUAGCACCGUACAACCUUCUCAAUAACAAAACACUUGGAAAUGUAAGUAAUGUUGUACGAAUAUGCUGAAAUAUUUAAUUAACAGUCACAUAAAAACACUAAACACUAAAUUGUAGUGGAUAAAAAUUUGUACUGUAUUUAAUUCCGGAUUAUGUAAAGUAUUGGCUGUAGCUAAAUCGGAGAAUGUUUCCAAAUUAGCGCUUUUUGCCUUGAUUUUAGAGUUCAGUUUUUUUAGGUUUAACUCAAUCAUGUCAAGGGUUAGAUAGACAAUAAUUUUUUGUAUUGUGGUAGUACUGAUAUUUUAGUUUACAGAGCGGUUAAGACUGAAGUUUUAGGAUAAACCAGUUUACGAGGAAUGCAAGAUUGUUUAGAAAAACAAACAUUAAACUAAUUAUGGCGUCUUUCAAAUUCUAAAGAAAAAUGUGCUCAAAUGCCUUGAAAUAAAAUGUAGUUUUAGUUGACACUAAUGCAUAUUGCUCUUGUAAUUGAUACCAAAAGCAUGCUACUGGGAGCAGCCAUCUUGCUUUUAUAGUUAUUUUCCUAAGGUCACUUAGAAUAUGUAAAUUAAGUGCACUUUGGGGUCAUAUAGGACAGUUUGCAUAAUACUAAGACAAUGUUAUCUUUAAAAAAAAUAUAUCUGAUUGGUAUCUAUCUUGUGACAAUGUGACUUAAGAUAUAUGAUGUUGCCUUCUAAAACAAUGUAAUGGACUUGGUCAGUAACAUUUUAUCUCCUAUUAAAUCUGUGUAAAUUGACAUGGGAUUGUAAAUCUGAGACUGGUUUAGACAAACCAGAACAAUACUACAACUCAACUAUUUAAUCUUUUUUAAGCUUGAGUUGUUUUGCCUAAAAUUAAAAUGUUCUAUCUUAUUGUUGGGUUAUAUUACCCUGAGAUUCUGGCAGAGAAUUACCAUCACAUUCUGGAGACAGUUUGCCUACAGAGAGGGAAUGAAUGGAGGUUUGAACCCUGGAGGAACCCAUAAAUAGAAAUAAUAUCUGUAAUUUGACCUAGUAAUUCUAUUAAAUAGCCAUGUGUUUUAUCCUCAUAAUGAAGCUCUACAGAUGCACUCUAUGCAACUUUCACAAAUGCUCAUAAUUACAUUAAAAACUGCUAGUAGUGAACUGUAAGGAUUACAACCGCUAAAGUGUGCAGUCGUGUUUAUGGUGCCAGGAGUCCCCUGUCGCCGUCCCAUGAUAAGGAGUCAAAGCAUUUUCCAACAAUUUGUGGCUAACUUGGUUCCCCUGGGUGCACGCUGGUUGUGUAGGAUAUCACUAAAGUGGAAGUUCCCGUUCUGUUAAAAGGAACACUCCAAGCACCAUAACCACCGCAGCCCGCAAUAGUGUUUUUUUUUUGUUCCCAAGUGUUCUAGUGCCCUCUCACAGUAAGUAGUCAAAAUAUUUAAGAACAGUUUCACAACUUAUGUAGGGUCUUCUGUGCAUCCUUCACCACCUCUCUGAGUUGAAUCUCAAACAGAGAUCUUCUGUUCGCUCCAUUGAGCAUGGUUGGUUCAUCAACUGAGUACUAUCAGCCAGUGAGUGCCUCCAUGCAUCUGCGGGCUUAGCUCGGUUAAAAAGCUUCUGGCUACAGAGGACGCGGUAUUGGGUGCCUAGUGGAGCUCAUGUAAGUCGUCAAAUAAUUUUAAAACUGUUUUACUACUUACUUUGGGAGGCAACAGUGGACUGUACUGGUUAUGGUGCUUGAAGUGUUGCUCUAUUGCAGAUUUGUCACCGUCUGGGGUGACUUUGCCGCUGGGUGUCCGAUAUUUGAGGGUUGCAGGUGAAAGGUGAGUUAUACUUACAUGAACGUUUACCUCUCUGCUGCUACCAUGCUCCUACUGCCCGUCCUCUUUAGCUCUGGUGCGUUGGCGUUCCAGGACCCACACAAUGCCUGAAGGUCUAUGGAGGAUCUAUCAAGACCGUGGGAUCGUCCACAGACAGUGGAUUUUUCCUCUCCGUUAUCAUUCUGUCUUUAGUCAAGCAGAGGAAAAAUACUGAGACAAAGUAGUCCCCCUUAUUUUGUUUAUCAUUUGAUUGCAUUGAAAUUCCAGUGAAAUUCCAACACGGUCAAUGUGAGUAUUUCAUAAAGAUUUUUGUUUAUGAAAUACUUAUUUUGGAAAGAAAUAAGCGGAACAGCGACACAGUGUCCCUUUAAGCAAUAUCAAUUUUGUCUUUAAGUGGAUAUAACUAAUUGCGUGACCGUUUCAGCAUUUUAAAAAAACAGUUAACCCCUUAGUAUGGGACAGUUCUAGGGGCAUUUGGCACCAUAACCAUUACAGCGCACUGUAUUGGUUACAAUGCUUAGCGUGCGCCUUUAGACAGCUUAACUCAGACUAUAGGUGCGUUGGAGAAUUUGACUAGAUUGGCUACAUUUGCCUGAAUUUUUCAAUAUGUUUUACAAUUCCCUGCAGUUCGAUGUUUAAACUAUGGUGUAUCUUGGAAAAAUCAUUGAAAUGUAAUCCUUGCUAUGUCCUUGCAGUAGUGACCGUCUAAUCAUGAAUAUAAUCCCUUGCUUAUUUAUGUCAACUUCUAUCAUAAUUAAGCUACUUAAUUGAGGGGAGGCUCUGUUUAGAGGUCAUGAUUUAUAUAGUAAGCUCUAGUACACCUAAUUCUAUCCACAAUGGGUUAUUGGUUAAAGUAUGAACUGUUAGGAAUUCAGAGUCAAUUUUAGACCGAAGUUGACCUUUUUAGUGUUUUUUCAGUUGGAUUAUUUUGUGUUAAAAUGUAAAAUUCCCUUUGAAUUUGUGGCACUUCCGAGGGCUAUUUACUAUACUGAGAAUUCAAGGUGAAAUCAAAGUGAUUUUUCACAUCAAUGGCUGAAUGGAAAAGCAUAGCAGACUUAGAGAAUGUUUCCACUUUUGAUAUUUGUACCUUAAAUUUAAAACCUACAGUGAUUAAACCUGUUCUUGUGCUCACAGGCAAAUUUCCAUAUUUGUACUGCGCCCUGGAAUCUGCUGGAGACUUUUAAAUACCAUUUGUGUGCUGUAAUACAGACUUAAUGCUUCUGUAUAUGAAAACCUAACUUUUCCAAUCCUAAAUGCUAUAUUUCUUAUGCCUUUCAGUGUGAGGGGAUUGGAGAAGUGGAAAGUUGACUAAUUUUUUUUUCUUUCUUUUUUUUUCCUUUCUUUUCUUAAUGUACCACGUAGUCACAGAGAGAUUUCAGAGGGAGGGGGAGCGGUUGAGCCAGACAUUUUCAUGGGUUAGGGCAGGAUGCAGAGGACGGAAAUGCCGAGGGUAUGGAUGGGGAGGGGGAGGUAACUUUUUUUCUAAAAACUGAAAUUUGAAAGUCAUGGGGUUUGUAGCAAACUCCAAAUUAAUACUUUUUAUGUAUUUAAAGAAGAUUAUGUUCCUUAAGUGACUUGGCAUUGGGUGUAUAAACAAACACUAGUGGAAAAAAACAUAAAUAUCUGCUCAUAUUAAAUCUGGGACCCCUGUAAAAAAAGACAGAAUUUGAGGCUUUAUAUCAUCCAAUAUAUCCCCUGAAAUAUGCCUUCUAAUCAGUGUCCCUAAAUGAAAUCAUGGCAUACAAGGGACCUUUUGAAUGUCGUUUAGCUACCUACUAAGUUACAGAUUCAUGAGCUGCUACAUAUUUAUAUACACUGACAUCACCAAUAAUUACUCAAUUGUUUUAAUCAAUACGUGUACACGUUUCACCUAUGGUUAUUUUAUUUCUAAAGCACCAACAGGUUAUGCAGUGCUGUACAAUGAGUAAACAUACCAGUAAUUGAUGACAUAUUUGGGAAAAAGAUAGUUAACGUAAUAGUGUUGUGCUUAAAAACAUUCUAAUAAUAAAUACAAUUAUUUUACUAUGCUGUGAACUGCGGCAAUUGCAAUUGAAUUCAGCCUGUGUCCAUAAUGCUAAAUACACUUCAUCAUGUCUGUUUAUGAAGAUCUCUUGUCUGGUAUAUCUUUGCAUUCACUGGUGUGUCUGUAGUGUCACCCUGUAUAUAUUUAUGCGUGUGUAUAUCUGUCUUGUCUUGUUCUGGAUAUGUAUAUUUCGGUUUAUAUACUUCCGUCCUGGUUUUUCUUUUUGUAUACAAAUCCAUCUGGCUCUGUAUUUUAGAACUUGCUCGUUUAGCCAUGGGACACUUCGACCAAUGUCUGCUAAUGUCCUAGCACGAAGUGGAUGUUAUAUGUGAAAUCGCAUCUUUUAAAGGGAAACAUUUUAAUAUACAUAUAUAUUUUUUUUUUACCCUAAAAUUGUAACAGAAAUGGUUCACCAUAGGUUGGUUUUCCAGUUACUGUAUACCGUGUACACAAUCAUUUUUCGAAAACUACAGACUGAUUUUGUCAUACAGUGUGUCACCUAAAUGGCCACUUUGAAGGUAUGAAGACCAGCGGUUAUCUAUUGGUCAGUUUUGGCAGCUCUUUAACCGGAUUUAGCCCUCUUAUUGUACGAAUGCUUUGCAUACCACUGCAGCAUUCAAAAAUGUAAAGUGAUAGAAAAUUUCAUACUUUUGUUCGAUUUGAUUAUUUUAUUUAGAUAAUCUCUUAUAGGAUUAUAAUCGCCUCAGUCUAAAUCUCAGAUCCUUCCCACAACCUGACAUCCUAUUUCCUCUGCACUUCGGAUAUACGGGAUACAGUGGGCUUGUGCCGACAUGCAUGUGCACUCCUGCACAACUGGGAUAGUCUGAGAGAAAGUCUUGCUGAUCCAGAAAUGCCUGAGGGAUACAUUGUGUUGUUGAGUGAUCAGCAUGUAGACUUGGAAACAGUUUUAAAUCCACCUUCAAACAUACUCUGUUGGAGUUUUCUUGCAGGUGGUGCGUGUACAAGUAUGUAUGUGCACACGUUCGUUAUCGAGUGUUUUAGUCCUCUCCUCCGUUUUCUAGGUUUCCUCAUCUGGAACUUUGGAGGUCGGGUGUCUUGAUGGUAUAAAAUCCACCUACAGAAAUGUAAACGAAUAUAGACUGCCUUACUCUAUAUAAUUUUGGAAUGUUUUUUUGUAAAUUUAAUAAAAAGAUUUUUGUGGAUGCAUUUCCUUGGAAAUGGAAAUGGAAAUGGUUUAAUGGAAAACCUGAGAGAUACAGUGUGUGUAUGUGUGUGUGUGUGUAUAUAUAUAUAUAUAUAUAUAUAUAUAAUCGUGGUAAGAUAUUUUUAAAUACGUCUUGUUGUUUUUUUUGAAUAGGUAAUGUUUUUGUGGCCUUUCCAGAAAUACAAUUGCAAAAGAACUCUUUGCUCACAGGUACCGUAAUUGAGGUGGUUCUUUGUGUAUAUCUAGUGACUGAUCACUGCAGAUGAAAGGAUUCAUUCUGUUUCUUGUAUUUUGUGUAAACUGGUUGUGUUUGUUUUGUGAGUUCUUCAGAUAUUUGAAGGAGGUGACAUAUUGGGUCCUGCCCUCUGGGUUUGUCACAAUGACAGCUCUGUUGCAAGCAGUAGCUGCAUGUGUGAGCACAUUGAGGUUUGUAUGAAGCAGUUAUGGGCUGCAGAUCUAUGAUGCAACUGAGCCACUUAAUGGAUCCUUUAUCUGGGAAUAUAGGAAACAUUAUAGGGAAUGUUGAAAUAGAGAAAUGAGUGUCUCACCUACGCUGGCAUGAAGGGGGGUUUUCACUGCCUUACGUUCACAUAUGAUCGCACCUCCCAAGUGUCAGUCUGAAGGUUUAAACAGAUCUUUCUAUAUAUCUCCUUCUAAAAAGAGCUCAGAAUUUUUGGAGUGCUGAAUGUAUAAAAAGUUCCAUAGCAAUUAAAAUUUAUCGAAUAUAUAUUUUAACUGUUGAAUUCAGCCUUUAUAGCAGCACCACCUAAAAUAAUUUUCCGACAAGUGGCCGUUGCCGUGUUGGGUGGUAUAGUAUUCUAAUGAAAGCAAUGGAAAAACAUUUGUUGCUACAGACUCACAUCACUGUAUACAGGAGUCACAUCACUGUGAAUGCUGUCUUGAUUAGGACACGUACAAAAGGGAUCUAUCUAGGUCCAUAUCGCACGAGUCUUGUUUUGUGGUGAUGUCGUAACUGGCAACACUUAUAGAAUGCCAUAUAUUGCCUGUGUACUUUGUGAAACUGAUGACCAUUUGCACUGGUUUGUGGCGCGUUGAGAAUGACGACCGUUGACCAGUAGAAGUCCCACUUAGCAGGUAUGGGUUAUAUAGAACUGUGAUAUAGCAUUCAGGUUCAGCUGAAAUGGUGAUUAAAAAAAAAAAAAAAAGUUUAAUCAGUCUGUGGACACGAUUAGCGGGUAGUAAUAGCGUCAUAGCCCAUAGUAAUUGGUCUUUGUUGUUUUUCAUAAAUACAGCUGUCUCAACCUGACUGUGUGCUGACGUGAGUGUUUGGGGGUAAACAAGGGCUGAGAAUUAAUUUGAGAGAAUACAAAGGGUAUAUUCUAAACAUUGGACAUUGUGGAUAAUUGAAAAGCCAAUUACAAAUCUUCAGCCAAAAUGAAUAAUUUGUAAAAAAAAAAAAAAAGAUUCUCCACCUGUGCUAUUUUGGCCUAAAAUUUAAAAGCCUCUAGUCAGUUUUGCGUACUUCUUCUUGUUUGAUUCAUUCAUGCCGGUAUAGUUUAAUAUAGGCAAAAAGGGGAUGUGCGAGGAUGAAACAGGCGAGGCUGUGAUAAAAACAACUAAUCCGGCUCUGAUAGCCAAGGUCACAUGACGCUAGGCCCAAAAUGCACAGCAGGGUUUGUAGAUAAGGCCCAUUUCACACAAUUGCCUUCAUCAUUCUAAAGGAGAGGAAUCUCUCUACAUAAUGCCAGAGGGAGAGAGACAGGAAGACCCCCUGUCGGACAAAACUAGGAUAAGAAAAUUGGGAAUCCAGUAUGUCGUGGAUGGGAGAGGGGAAACCAAAAGGAAAAGUAUCUUCCUGGGCUGUAUAAUUUAGCAGUUCAGGACAUACUGCAAUAUUGGGGAAGUCGCCUUCAUGUUUCUAUCUGUCUGGCAAAAUGUUUUGUUGUUUUUUGCAUAAUAAGUCGUUAUUUAAUAUGUACCCAUUUUAUACAUUUUUCUGCCAAUUUUUCCAACACUGUACAUUUGGUGGUCUUGAGAAAUGUACAUUUCUGUGGAAACUGGCAAAAUUUACCCAUGAAUAUACCCAUCACGUUUUAGAUCAAAAUAAUGAUUGAAUUUAACCACCACAUUCCAGAGCACUUUGACAUAUAUUCUCCAUUGCAUACAUUGCACUAAAUCCCAGAGUGCCACCAGUCAGACACCUCAUGUCCGUUGUGUACAGAGUAAAAGGCUGUAAGCAUAAACUGUCAUAACCCCCAACAUUGGGUUCCUGAAAGACGGGAUGCCGUAGGGUGGGGGCAAAGAUGCCCACCAGGUAGGGGGAUGGUCUGCCUGAAUUACUAAUAGGUCAGCCUGGCAUAAAGGCAUGCCACGUCGCCUUCCAAUUAGGCAGGCCAUCCCACUGAGGGCAGAACACUGUGUUCGUGCUCUAUGCAGGAGUACAGUGCAAGCGCAUCAUUCUACAUGUUUUUGGGGACAGUUCCCUGGUGUCCCACUGACAUCGGGAUCUUUGAGAAGUACGCGCUGUGCAUGGGUUAUGUGAUUAGCCUCACUGUUAUUGUCCAGUUGGAUCAUGGGAUACCCUGCUCUGGUUUGUAGCAAACAAACCAAAGAGUGAUUCAGAGGGAUUUUAAGUUCCUCUUACAGACUGCAAUGUCAUUAUAGUAUGGAACCAAGAUGGUCUCACUAACACCACUGAAGUUAGACUUGCCAGGAAUUCAGAUUAAGGUCAAAUUGAAUAUUAAUUGUAAUGCUUUUUAGCCCAAGAAUGAGCCUAUGUAAUUCUUGCAAUAUUUGGUCAGGACAGCAUGGUACCUACCCCCACUCUCCCCCUGUAAGUUGGGUGUGUGUUAAUUGAGGGGUGACGUCAUUUUACAGAGCGGGCGUGUGGUUGGCUGGGUAUUGGCACAGAGUGUGCUUUUCAUCUCUCGGUGACAGAAUUCAGGGUGGAGAGCUGAUCUUGGCUCUCUGUUUAUUUGUUUUCUUCCUGGGCUGGUUGGGUAAGAUUCUUGCUCUGCGUGUUCCAGCAUAGGCAGUAACAUUGCAGAACUCUUUCCAUAUGCUGUAUAAGUACACUUUGAUAAAUCACCAAUAUAAUAUCAGCGGUGUAUCUUCUUAUUGGACUGUCAGUAUCUCAGGGUCUAACCUGUUGGCUCUAAAAUAAUGUUCGUCUCCUAAAACUGUUGCUAGAUUCUUGCAACCUAAUAUAUAUAUAUUGUGCGUGUCCAUUUCAUAAAGUUUGAAUUACAUUCAGGAUGCACAAUAGCAAAUGCACAGAUGAAAGGAGAGACAAAAAAGACUUUCUUUAACAUUGUAUUGUACACCUAUUUAGUGCUUCAAUGCACGGAGGCCCUCCCUAACAGGGCACCACUUAACUGCCUUCUCACAUGUCUAUCCUGUGUCGACUGUUUGCAGUAAUAAUGUAUGCUGCAAUAAUGAACACGUGAUUAUAUAUUAACUGUCACCUAGCGUUGCCAUGCGUGUGUGUGUGCAUAUAUUAUAUACUAUAUGUUCGAAAGUAUUGGGACAACUGACCAUUAUGCAAAAAGAGACUUUUAUGGCAUUGCAUUCAAUAAUCACAGACAUUAAUAUGUAGUUGGUCCCCUAUGCAGCUCUUAUGCCUUUCCAAAAUAUUUUGGAGUGUUUCUGCAGGAAUUUUUGGCCAUUCAUCCAGUAGAGCGCUGUGAGGUCAGCCACUGAUGCUGGAGGAGAAAGCCUGGGUCGCAGUCUCCGUUCCAGUUCAUCACAAAGGUGUAUAAUGGUGUUGAGUUCUUCCACACCAAGCUCAUCGAACCAUGUCUUUAUGGACCUUGCUAUGUGCACUGGGACACUAUCAUGUAGGGAUAGUAAAGGACCACCCCCAAACUGUACCCACAAAGUUGGAAGCAUAGCAUUGUCCAAAAUGUCUUUUGUAUGCUGAAGCUUUAAGAUUUCUCUUCACUGGAAGUAAGGGCCUAGCCCAAACCCUGAAAAACAGCCCCAUACCACUACCCCUCCUCCACCAAACAUUACAGAUGGCUCAAUGCAGUUGGGCAGGUAUAUAAAUCAUCCUUAAGUCAGUCUGUCCCGUACUCACACAUGUGUCUGUAUGCAGAAAGCAGGCUUUAUUUAAAGGAACACUGUAAUAAAAAUAAAUAUACAUGUACAUAUAAUAUGAGACUGUAUUACGUGUUUUAAAUUUAUAGGCUCACCAUUUUUUUUUUUUUUUUUUAAAGGGGGGGAGGGUGUAUUAAAAAUAACAAUUGCAAUUACACUUGUGCAGCAAUCAUUGUGAUCCACCAGUCCAAUGAUCCUGAGAAACACUGAACCUAUUUUAAGGUGUUUAUCAUGGUUGUAAAAUAGGUGCAGUUAUUCAGUGUUCUUAAUCCAAAGCUUCUAGUGGUUGUCUGAUAUCCAUUAGUAGGUGUGGAAAUUGUAAAAUGUAAACAGUGCAGUUUCUUAUAAGCUGUAGUGUUUUCAAAGAAAUCAGGACCCUCUUAUUCAGAUAUUUGGUUUUAUUUUCUUACCCCAUAAUAUCCAUCUGAGCCCCUAGCCAUCAUCUCAUAAUUUGUAAUGGUAAGCUAAGAUUAGAAUUGGCUAGGGUCAGAAAUAGUGUCAAAGUUUGAUGCUGUCCUGCAUAAACUCUUGAGGGGCGAUUUUAUAUAUAUAUAUUUUUUUUUUAAAGAAAAUUGUGCAAAAUGUCCCACUUUUUUUAUUUUGCUGAGAAACCAUGUUGGGUCAUCACCCAACCUGACCAACUGUUGCUCAGCCUAACUUGCCUGCUGUUUCAGUAUCAUAUAGAUCAGAAGUAAGGGAACAGCAGCAGCUGGUUAGAUAAUAGUAGAGUCUGACUCAACAUGGCUGCUCAGUCAGAUAAAAAAAUUAAAGUUUUAAAAAAGUAUAAACACAUUUGUUUGUGUCCUUUUAAAACUGUUGACAGGGACCCUAUGUGUGUACUUGGCAUUCGUUUUGUGACCCAUUCUAUGUUAUAGCAUUAAAGGAACUGUCCAUGCACCAUGAACACUAUAGGAUAAGGUAGUGGUUAUGGUGCCAGGAGUAAUUAGUCAAACCGUUUAUGAACAGUUGAUCAAUUUACCUGGGUCCCACCAGUUGCCUGUCGCCGCCUUCCCUGCCAUUGGAAGCUCCGGCAAACCCUCUCAGGCUGUGAAUGCGGCCCUUAGUGUCCAGGAUCGGUGGCAGGAGCCUCUGGCAGCAGGGCGGUAGUGAUCGACACCUGACAAGACCCCAGGUAAGUUGUCAGAAUGUUCUAAAAUGUUCUUCUCUCUCUCUCCAUGUAAGUGCAAAAUGUAGAGCUUAUAACCAUCAUUGUAUGGGGCCAAAAUGAAGGUACUUGGUUCCAGUUUAGAGAUAAAUAUAUUUUAUUUAAAUUUGCAGACCUCCCAAACACCGUUUAUAAAAGAUUCUGUAAACUAACUGUUCCCCUUUCAGAAUCUUUCAUUACCGUUAGCGUCAGUAUUGAUGAUGUUUAUAAAAUGGUAGAAACUGUUUCACCACUUGUACCAUGACUGUCCGUGACUUUGCCAGCUCACAAAUGCACGCCUACAGAAGGAAUCCAGUUGGGUCGCUUUCGUCCAAAAACAGUACACCUGCAUGUUGCCAACCUCGUCGUCCUUACAUAUAUCAUUCUAUAUAAACAUAUCAAGAGAAGCGGGCACUGUGAGGGUAACUGUUAUGCCAACCUCCGCCCAUUAUGUCUACAAUACCAGAUUUUCUUUAUACCCUACUGACAGCAGUGAUACCAGAUCGUAUCCUGUAUUUAGGCAUCAUAAAUGCCUUGCAUAUGGGUGUUACCUGCACCACACCCUCCUAUUAUGUUAAAACAUAAUAAAUUGCUAAUAAAUUCUGCAUGCUACUGCUGGUCGGGAUUGGUACAGCAGUAUUGGCGCAUUGUGAAUGACUGUGUUGUUUAAAAUUAGCAACUCUGUUAAUUGCAGACUGUUUGUUUUUAAAUGAUCUAGUGGAUCUCCCUGAUUUCCUAGGUUAGUGUGGAGUCGGUAUAUUUCAGUUUGUUUCUAUGUACUGUGUACGUUUUGACACGGGUAAUGAAGGUGUUAAGACCGCUCAGACAAUUGAGACAGGUCUGGGCCUGUGACAGAAGUCUGUGAUGGCAUUUAUUCUCUUGUCAUUUUGUGGGAGAGACAAGUCACAAUAGGUUCAUUUUACCAUGAAUGGCAUUUGUUUUAAUCUUUUAGAGUCCUCUGCUAUAGUAAGUACUGCUUAUGUCAGCUCAUCUCUUACUUAUGUUGUCGCCUAGUUAACAUGUCCCUUGUGUUGUGCAUGUGUGUAGGUAGCGGUUAUCGUGUGGUGUGAACCAUAACAAUCCCCAAAAUCGCUCAAUUCCCCCCCAAUCAAACUAGGAAACGUAUAUAUGUGGUAUAAAAAAGGCCACAGCUUUAUUUAUAAAUUAACAAACAACUGUAAAUAAACCAACCAUAAAUAAUUUAGGUGUAAGUAUGCUUAUCUUCAAACUAGUCCUUGCCAACCGUACCACCAAAACUCUAGGGUACACCCCCCACCAAGGCAUCGGCCCUCCCCCCUCGUCCAAGAUACCUGGCCUUCACUUUGGCCUUCAAACUCCACAUGCCAACCCCUGGCCACCUUUCCUGGCACGGAGGGCACGCCCAAAUACCCAAAACAUUUUCGAGGUCAGGGGAGGGACCCGACCCAGCAUCUUUCUUUUUCUUUACUCCUCUUCCCAAUAGGUUCGGCAAGGACCAUACCCGCCGGCUGUGACAAGAAAAAAUUGUUAAUGACAAACAGACAAACAACGCAAACAAACAGGGGAGGGAGGGAGGGGACUAGUUACCUUGCCGUUAAAUUUAAGAUGGCUGAGGUAGCAGACAAAAUGUCACCUAUUUAUAUGACCCCACCCUACUCCUUAGCUAAAUCACACACCCAUACUUCCACCACACCCACCACACCCACACAUGCCUCCUAUCCGGCUAGCUUUCAGCCCGCCUCCUCUGGGCCUUGUGUGUAGGUAGCGGUUAUCGUGUGGUGUGAACCAUAACAAUCCCCAAAAUCGCUCAAUUCCCCCCCAAUCAAACUAGGAAACGUAUAUGUGGUAUAAAAAAGGCCACAGCUUUAUUUAUAAAUUAACAAACAACUGUAAAUAAACCAACCAUAAAUAAUUUAGGUGUAAGUAUGCUUAUCUUCAAACUAGUCCUUGCCAACCGUACCACCAAAACUCUAGGGUACACCCCCCACCAAGGCAUCGGCCCUCCCCCCUCGUCCAAGAUACCUGGCCUUCACUUUGGCCUUCAAACUCCACAUGCCAACCCCUGGCCACCUUUCCUGGCACGGAGGGCACGCCCAAAUACCCAAAACAUUUUCGAGGUCAGGGGAGGGACCCGACCCAGCAUCUUUCUUUUUCUUUACUCCUCUUCCCAAUAGGUUCGGCAAGGACCAUACCCGCCACUAGCCCCAGCUGCAUUUACGCCUAAAUCAGCGGGCGCGACCCCCAAGCAACGCCAUGGCCUGUUCCAACGCGUCCUGUAGCGCUAAAUUAAAUAAGUCCAAGCCUACGUCAGUUAGAUGGACCCGUCCGGGCGAAAAUAGAUUGCUGCCUCGCGCUCAAAAAUACGGUGUCGCACUGUUAAGCCCCCGACGCCUAGGACAAAUUUGGAAACCCGCUUAUUAAUCUUGACCCUGCAGCGCUCAAUAGCACCCUGAUCGCGUGCGCACUUCCAAUAGUUCCUAGAAACGAUAUCCGACCAUAUUAAACAAAGUCGUGGAAAAAGCACACGCAAGCGCGCCAAAUCUCGCCUGAUGAGUUCCCCCAGCCCCCACGCAGGCAGGGACCCCAGAUCGUUCCCCCCCAGAUGCACCACCAAGAUGUCCGGGGCUCCUAAUAAAGUGGAUAACUGCACGACCUCCGGUAAUAGCUGACCCCAUCUCAUGCCCCGGAACCCGAACCACCGGACCUCCGCCAGCUCCCGAGGUAUUCCGAGCCGUGUCCCACCCGGGCGUACCCCAGCCCGCAGGUGAGCCCAGUAGAUGUACGAAUGACCGAUCAACCAGAUCCGUCGGCCAGGCCCUGUGGAGAAAACACAAGGGGGACACCGAUCAGACGUGUGGGCCGUACAUAAGACCGAAACCUCCCCGAUUCCCAUCUGCCAAUCCUCUGAAUGGCCUGGUCCGAAAAACCUAAACGGGAGGCUUCAGUUGCGGCCCCAAUUCGAAAAGAAUGUCCCCCAAAGUCUGCACUCGAAAUACCCAGUUGGUCGAGUGCCAACCGAAAGACCCGAAGAAAUUGGAACCGAGAAAGGAAGGAACCGUCCCCAUGAAUUAGUAGAGGGCCCUCAACGUCCGGGCGACCAAGACAAUAAGACUGAAAAGAUGCGACAGGGCAGACAGCCGAACCCGGAAUAGCGCGGAGGGUAACCCAUGCCCCUUUGCCGAAGAUGUCGGUUUUGGACCUUCGUACCAAAAAACGCACUGAAUCCGACACCACAGACACAUCGUUGAACAACAAGCCCCCCGGGAUCCGUUUGCUAGGGCUCACAAGCUCACCGAUUCGAAGGGCGCCGAAAAAGGCGAAAGUAAAAGCCAACUGGAACAAACGUGCCUCCGAAUCUGAAAAACAAACCCUGGGUAAGACCGACGCAAUGCCUACUAGCAGAGCGCCAGAAACCGGCCUCCGAGAAUCCCGCAGGUGUGGGCCCUUGCGCCAGCCGCGCAUCGCAAGCCGAACCAUGCAGUCCUUGGUAACGUCAGGCACCUUAGUCAAGUUGAACCAGAAACUAAGACCGGAUAGCUUCCCUGAAACCGUAGCCGGAGAACACCCGCUAGCCUCCCAGAACCAGAGCAACCGUAAGAUCCCCUGAACCCUUGCAGAGGUCGAAUCAAACCCACCUAGGUCUUGUUCCAAAGCAACCCAGUCCCCCCAUGCCUUACCGUACCGAACCCAAGUUGCCUCAGACACCGAAGACCGAAUCCAUUCCCUUAUCCGCUCAGGCCAAGGGACCAUAAGUCUCUGGGACAGGGGAGGCCUUCCGUGUCCGCUUCCGGCGCGGCCAAACGAAACACCUGCCAGUGGAAACGAGAAAGAGCAUCAGCCGUGGUAUUCUCCACACCAGGGAUAUGCACAGCGCGGCAAGUCACAUUAAAAGACAGACAUUGUAAAACCAAGCGCCGCAAGAGCCGAACUACAGGAGGGGAGGAGGCCGUUAGCCUAUUAAUGGCUUGUACAACGCCCAUGUUGUCACAGUGGAACACAACACGCCUGUUCUUGAUCUCUGGCCCCCAAAGAUGGAUAGCCACCACAAUGGGGAAGAGUUCCAAGAAAGCCAUGUUCUUGGUCAGGCCAGAGGUGAACCACGAUUCGGGCCAGGGCUCCGCACACCAUUGCCUUCCCAUGAUAGCCCCAAAGCCCGAAGACCCCGCGGCAUCCGUAAACAGGUGCAGCACCGAGUUCGUCACCUCGGGCUGCUGCCAGUAGGACCUGCCGUUGUACCCAUCCAAAAAGACUGCCCAUACUGCCAAGUCCUCCCUGAGCGCCUUGGUCAAGCGGACGAAGUGAGACGGUUUCAAAAUCCCAGCCGUAGCGGCCGCCAGGCGCCGGUUGAACACCCUGCCCAUCGGCAUAAUCCGACAGGCAAAGUUCAAUUUGCCCAAUAGGGAUUGAAGUCGCUGCAACGUAAUUUUUCGCAAAGUGGUCGCCACUCGCACCACCUCCCGAAGAUCAGCCAAUUUAUCCAAUGGAAGCCGACAUUCACCAACAACGGAAUCAAUCUCGAUCCCGAGAAAGCACAGGCACGUAGAAGGGCCAAUUGUUUUUUCUGGUGCCAGCGGCACUCCGAACUCGCAAGCAACAUCCGCUACUGCUUGCAGGAGGUGCGCGCAUAUCGGGGAGCGCGCAGGGCCAACACAGAAAAAGUCAUCCAGGUAGUGAAGCAAGGAAUCGUAACCGGAUUCCGCUCUAACUACCCAUUCCAUGAAGGAACUAAAACAUUCGAAGUAAAAACAGGAUAUCGCACAACCCAUCGGGAGGCACAUGUCCACGUAAUAAUGACCUUCGAAUAUACAACCCAGGAGGUGGUGGCACUCCGGGUGAACCGGUAGGAGGCGAAAAGCCGACUCAAUGUCCGUUUUUGCCAUAAGUGCCCCGGGGCCAGCAGCCCUGACCAUAUCCACCGCCGCGUCAAAGGACGCGUAGGAAACGCGGCACAAUUCAGCGGCAAUGUCAUCAUUCACCGAGCCCCCUUGAGGAUGCGAUAAAUGGUGAAUCAGCCUAAACUUGCCUGGUUCCCUUUUGGGUACCACACCCAGUGGUGAAACCCUCAAAUCGAGUAGUGGAGGCUCUCGAAAGGGGCCCGCCAUGCGACCCAGCGCUACCUCCUUAGCCAAUUUUUCCCUUACCACCCCCGGGUGAUCGGCAACUGAUCUCAGGUUCCGGCAGAAGCCGGAGACCUGCCGGGCCCGGUGAGGGAUCCAAAACCCUUGUCCAAAACCCUCCAAUAACAAGGCAGCCGCCUUCUUAUUGCUAUAACGCUUUAGCCAAGGGCGCAUCGCGUCUACGUCCACCGGCGUCCUCGCCCUUAGCGCCCAUGGCAUCUCCUUUGUCGCCGGUCCUACCUCGCUUGAAGCAUUUUGAUGCUGGGUGGGAACCGCCGCACCCGGAACAUUCAUGCUUGAAGCGGCAGGCGGAACCGAACUUACAUUGGCCGUCGUUAUAUUGCCAACAGUACCCAGUCCUCCGCUGAGUGGCCGACGCUGAAGAUGAGGACCCAGCGCCGGCCCCCCCAAGAAAGGACGAAAGGCCCCCUUGAUGCGAAGCUGGGCGGGUCAUGAUGGCCAACCACAAGCCGAUAUCCAUUUGAUCCCAACUCGUGGAAGGGCGAACCGCCAAACGUUGGCGGAACUGUUCAUCAUACCGCCACCACCCUAGCCCGCCAUAAACCCGACAGGCAUUCCAUAUCAUGUCCUGGUAGCAAAAUAGGGAAGAGCAUUUACUGGGAGUCUUUUCACCUAUCACGCUAGCUAGGAUAGAAAAGGCCCUAAUCCAGUUACCAAAAGUUUUCGGAAUCUUCCGAUACCGAAACUUCUCUUUGUCUUUUUCAGACUCUUUUGCAUCUGCAUCCACCCGAGGAAGAUCUUCCAAAGGGAGGAGGGAAAAAAUUUCAACAAAUUCUCCUUUUUCUAUUUUAGCCCUCAAAUCAGGCGUCAGAUGGAGGCCCAAAGGGCCUGACCAGCACAUGUACGCUGCCCCAUGCGCAGCGGGUGCUACCCCUAAACCCGAGACAACCGCGGUGACCCCCGUAGGACUCGCUGAAGAAUCAGCUGUUACUAGCGGAGGCGCCGCAGCCAGAGGGAUGGUGACCUGCGUAGAAGCGUCGGGUAACGCUGCCGCAACCCCCGCAACCUCACAUCCUGCGGAACUAGCCCAGCCCGCCCGAAGCUGGCUAUCCACGGCCGUUGGGGGGGGAGCCCCAGGGCGAGAUCCCCGCUCAAAAGUUACAAGAGCAUUCCUUAUCGCUUGGAGCACCGAACCCCAUUCUUGCGACUCGCGUGCGCCAGCGCCCCCUGAUUCUGAUCCGGCAAAAGCAGAAUACUCACCGGCAGGAGCCGAAUUGGAGGGUAGGAGCGGAACCGCGACUUGCGAGGGAACUGCGACCGCAGGAAGCACCGCACCAGACACAGCGUCAGGGACCCGGUUAGCGAGCUGACCUGGAAGAAUCUGCGAAGACAGGACAGGUGAGAAAAAACCCGACCCACCCGUCCCAGGUGCUGGAAGAUGCGCAGUAGGGGGGUCAACCCUGGCAAAUUAGUAGAUAGGACAGGGGCACCAGAGGGUGGGACAGGGGAACCAGGGAUUGGGAUAGCCAUGCCUGAGGUAGCCCCAGGGGGGUUACCAUGGGCCCUAGGUAAAGGUGGGAGGGGGAGGGGGGAAUACAAGUGGGUAGGCUGGACGGAUGAGGGUAGUGUGAGUGGCUGGACGGAUGAGGGUAGUGGGAGUGCAGGAAAGGCAGGCCCAGGGGAGACAGAGGGGGGAGAAGGAGAAGGGGGGGGGGCUGUGACAGUUGAAAGAUGGGCCUGGCGCUGGGCCCCUACCCCCCGAACCCCCCAACCCCCUCCCGAAAUCCCCGGUGGCCUGCGGCCCACUUACCGCCCUGGAAGGAGAGGUGGAUGCAGGCCCAACCUGUGCGCGCCCUGCCCGAGAUCCGGAGGGGGCAGAGCGCAAAUCAGGCACCCGGCGCGCCGGCCGGGCUGGAUUAGCCGACCGGGAGCUCGCGGCCGCCCUUCUGAGGGCCCGCGAGCCGAUGGUAAGAGGUCCUGGGCGGCUGUCACCUCCCCGAGCAGCGGCCGCCAGACGGGCACUGCGCGACCGCCUCGGGGAGGAGGAGAGAGGCUGCAGAGAUGUGCCGGCCGCGGCCACAUGAGAGCUGGCGCGCGUGCCGGCACUGGGGAUCCCACUCCCGCCCCUCACCCGGCCCUCUCGCGAGGAGCUCGGGGAGGAGACAGGAGGAUGGCUGAUAGCUGCGCCGGCCGCGGCCGCGUGGGAAGCGGCCCGCGGACCGGCAGCCUGACUCCUGCCUCCAGCCCCUACCCGGCCUGCUCGCGAGGGGCUCGGGGAGGAGACAGGAGGAUGGCUGAUGGCAGCUCCGGCCGCGGCCGCGUGGGAACCGGCCCGCGGACCGGCAGCUGUGCUCCUGCCUCCAGCCCCCACCCGGCCUUCCUGUGAGGGGCUCGGGGAGGAGGCAGGAGAAUGCCUGGUGUCAGCGCCGGCCGCGGCCGCGUGGGAACCGGCCCGCGGACCGGCAGCUGGGCUCCUACUUCUGGCCCCCACCCGGCCCUCCCGUGAGGGGCUAUAACGGGUGGGGGGACGCGCCCGGCGGCGCGGAGCUCCAUGGCUGCCGGGAGGGGGAGCAGCUACCACGGAGGCACCCUGCAGCCUUGCCAGCUGGGCCUGCAGGUGCCUGCCACCGUCCUGGAGGGCCUCAGCCCUAAGGGCAGCAAGGAUGCCUUCAAUAUCCAUGCUCCUGGCCGUGAGGUAAGCAAAGUAACUACGGGCUAGCACAGGGGACUAGUUACCUUGCCGUUAAAUUUAAGAUGGCUGAGGUAGCAGACAAAAUGUCACCUAUUUAUAUGACCCCACCCUACUCCUUAGCUAAAUCACACACCCAUACUUCCACCACACCCACCACACCCACACAUGCCUCCUAUCCGGCUAGCUUUCAGCCCGCCUCCUCUGGGCCUAGUUUGAUUUUAUUUUAGUGUAGUGCAUGAUUUUUCAGUAAAAACACGUAACAAGACUUUUUUUUUUUAUAAUUCUUUUUUUUUUGGCCGUGUGUCCCUAAUCUGGCCCUUUCAUUCUGCGAGCCUCUCUAAUAUCAACAUUUCACUCAACACGUACUCGUAAUGAGAUUCUGUCAGAAGCGGUAACAUUAUGAAAUUGCAAUCUUUUUUUCAACUACCCCCAUGCUAUCCAGAACUACCCAUCGGAAUAUACCGUAUGUCCCUACAAGCAGAGAAACUAAGUUCUAGAAUGUUUAGAGAACAGCCCAGUUCUUAAGAAGCCUGUCUAAUCACAUUUGACUGCAGUGCAUAGGCAUUUAUUUAACGUUGCUGCAGAACAAUGUACAAGGACUCACAUAGCAAACACAUGAGCUGUUCGUCACAUAUUGACCUCUAAAACCUGUUAGCAGUGCUGACGUUGUUUCUGCUGAAACAGGUGACUUGAUGUGCUAGUGUCACCUUGUUGGAAGGUAGUACAGUACUGUGGAGUUGCAGAAGCCUUUAGGGGGCUCACAGCCUUGCCAUUGUGUUGCUAAUAAGUAGUGGUGGUGGGGAUCUCUUUUCCUCUGGUUUACAUAAUGUAGAGAGGGUGCAUGAUAUGACCUUACAGAGAUGGUAGUUUGGUCUCUUAUGGAUUGCUAUUGCACGUUGCCUGGUAGUUUUUUGCUGUGCUUUCUCCUUUGUUGGUCUCAGAGAAAUAUUUAUUGCUUGUGAAGUUUAGAGACACUGCAUUUUCACUUCAUUAUUUGUGAAUCAAAGUUUAACAUUCUGAUUCUGUAGGCGGCUUAGAUGGUACAAAUGUGCCGACCUUCAGAAAUUCAGAACUCCGAUGUCAUAAUUGUGUAACGUUUUGAUGACCUCCCAGAAAUAAUGAAAAACGACGACCGUGAUACCGGUAUUGAGAAUAAAAACUAUUUUAUUCUUGAGGGCUGUUUUGGAAUUCUGUUAAAACACUGGAGGUUACCUUGCAUAAAAAGAGAAUUUAUUUGAAUAAUGGAGAAUUUCCAAGGGGAUGUUUGCAGAAUGGUGAUGAAGUUUGAAGAUGUUGGGGCGCUGCUCCCCUAACUUGUGGGGCUCUAGUCAUUUAACCCCAUGAGAUUUCAUGCCCUCUUCAAAUCCAGCUGCAUUUCCACUCUUCAAUAAAGAGAAGAACGGACACUGCAGAUAUACUCAUGACACAUUUUUUUUUUUGGAGCACACAUGUAUCCGUAGUCCUUAUGCCAGUAGAUUUGAUUUUUGAUUAAAAACUGGGAUGCUCCUCUACUAGUCACUCUUAUUCUGAUGGUUUUAUCCAGGGUUUGUGACUAAAUGAUUACUAAAAAAGACUGGACGUGGCACAUUUUGUCUACUUUUGCAAAUGGUAUGCCAUGAUGGGGGGUGAUUUUCAUUCUUGGGCUGCCAUAUGGUCUCAAAGACAACAGAACCAAUCUUGCAAAUUUCAAUGUGCAAGAACUGAAAUGGGGAAAGCCCUAUAUUUGACCCUGUAAUUUCCGAAACCCCAUAAAAUCUAUACAUGGGGGGGUACUGUAGUACUCGUGAAUACAAAUAUGUGUGUUUUAUUGCAGUAAUAGCUAAUUAUAUUCACAGUUAAAAUGCCACGCAGAACUAAGAAAAUAACAUUUAAUUUCUUGCACUUUUGUAGAUUUUAUUCAUUUAAAAUCAUGUUUCAUAUAUAAAUAUAUGAUGUGAAGCGAAAGCCCUGUUUCUCCUGAACAAAAUGACACAUAAUAAGUGUGGGUACUCUUAAUACGAAAGAGGUAAAUUAUAGUUGAACAGACAUAGGGCUCAAAUUCCAGGUUUUGUUUCGGAUUCAGAACUCGGACAAUUGCCUCCGUCCUUAAGGGGUUAACAGAAGCUCUGAAGGAAUCUAUCGCAUACUUCAGGUUUCCAUGGACACCAGAGGAGUCACUGAGCAGUGCCUUGCAGCAAAAUGCAGGCCUCAGCCGCACCUUUGUGCUUGGUGGACUGCACCCUACAAUUGCCCAGGAUGGAUUUGCCACCUCUGGCUAGUGAAGUGCUAGAGAAAGGAUUGGAUUUUCCUUCUAUUCUUUCUUUAGAGAGAACGUUCUGCCUAUCUGGGCUCUGUACUGAAGGAAUGUAUUCAUUGCAGUAAUAGACAGUCCACUGUUUAUUAAAACACUAGCUGGAAACGGCAGAGCCAGUGAUAACCCUUUUAGUGCUAGUAGAUGUAGUUGACACCUCUACACACACACAAAUAAUAUCGAUUCUGGUGCAACGUGCUGUAUUUGGAUCACUUAGUAGCAAUAUUCCAUUGGUUUCUAUGGAGACUGCUAAAAUCUUAUAGUAAAUAAUGUAGUAAAAGCACUUACCUCAGAAGUACUCCCGAUUCAAGAAUGAUUUCGCCGCCGCCCUAUGAUGCCUUCAAUGUGCUCAUGCGCUCUCAGGCAUCUACAGAGAAAUGCUGUGCAAGUAAAUGUAUUCUUAGUUAUUGCUUUUGUAGUGGCGUAUAAACAUGUGCAGUGAGUUAACUGAAUUUGCAUGCAAUGACCGCAUUUAAAAAAAAAAUUAUUGGAAUUUUAAAAAACAUUUCAAGUAAUAUAACAACUACAGCCUCCUGUAGUGGUUAUGGUGGCAGGAGUGCCCUAAACUCUGCCAGGGUAAGCAGUCAAACUGUUUGAGAAUAUUUAGGGUUGCCAGUCGCCGCCUCCUCUUCAUACGGAAGCUUCUGCAAGGAGUACAAAUUCUCACAUGUGACAGAGCUGAAUAAACACUGGUACACAGACAUAUAUACAUGUAUUAAACGGAAAAUGAUGAUUGCUACGCAGUGAGCGGAAUCGCAAAUACAUCCAGCACAGCGCUCUUCCGUUUGCGCGGUGGCAUAGUGUUAUGAUAAUCCCACUUGUUGCUAUUGGGGAGUUGGGAUGUCAAGACAAGAGUACACAUUUUCAGGACUGUACUGUCAAAUCCAGUAAUGUUGGGAGGUAUGCUUAUCGCCUGUUUUACUGGCCUGACAACUUCAAUUCUUUCUUCUUUGUCCUUUCUCAGUACUCUAUUAUACCACAUUAACAAAUACACAAUAUAUACCGUAAUCUAAUAAAUCUAUUCAGAAAACUUUAUUGACUUUUAAUCUCAGUGCUCUAUUUUCCAACUUUUCAUAUAUGUAUAAAUGUGAAGCGAUGACCAAAAUUCUAAAUAAAGUGGGCAGCAACAUACAUAAAAAGAGCGACUUUAUCUCCUGAGAUUCAAAACUUCAAAUAAUUGUAUGUGUGCUCCAAAUACAUAAAUGAAAUGGGAGGAAGUAGAUAAAAUGUAUAAAAAAAUAUAUACCUUUUUAAUAAUAAAAAUCGGCUUAAUAAGAACAGCUCAAUAAAUAUAUUCCCACAAUCAAUGUAGAUCUAUUCAGGAUUAAUAUAUCUCUAAAAAUCAGACCUAAAUCACAGUAUGCAAUGUAUCAAAAAAUGUCAUGCAAUUCUAACCACAAAAUUCGUUACAGAAACCUUGCUACAGUUUCAAGUAAUAUGAAGCAGCAUGUAGCAGCCUAAAGUCAGAGGUUAAUGCCACCAAAAAAGGGAGGUGGGGGGCAGACCUUCUAAAUCUUGCAAUAGUGAAAACGAUCUGCACAACACCCUCCUGACUUAGUGUAAAACAAAAUAAGAGGGAGAUAUAAUAUAAAAUAAAAUAAAAUAAAAAGCUGGUAAAUAACAAAAAGGUUCUCUCGAAAGCGAACACACAGCUUUCUCGUAAUCUACACACCCUCAUCUCACCCCUGCUUCCUCCUGGUGACUUUCUAUAAUACUGCUCAUCCUAAUUUCUAACUCCUUCUACUGCAACACGUUCUCACUUCCAGUCUAACUUUGAAUCCCUGGUAGUCUGAGUGGGUAGAUGGACAGGCCUGAUCUGCAUUGUAUUGUCUGUCUCUUUGUGACAGCGUCACCUUGCAUAACUUCCCACCGUAUCACUUGUAACAUGGUAAGGCUGUGCAUGCGCGUUUUUCAAUAGACAUACAAGCAGAGGACAUAAACACGAAAAAGCUGGCCCUGCACUGGGACAUCAACUCAUCCUUCUGCAGGUCGCUACCAUGAAACUAGUCUAAAUUGUACUUUCCAAUAUUUUAUGUGCUCUCGGCUAACUACAUAAGCACCAGUGUUGUGUGAAGCACCCUGAAUAGCGGUGCUAUAUGAGAGAUGUUAAGUAAAUAAACAGAUUUUAGUGUAAGUAUUCUCCACACUAAGUUAUUUUUUUACCUUGACCUUUUCCAUUUGCUAACAUUUUUUGCAUUCCUUUUUAGCUGCCCUCCAGAUAGCCCUCCACCCACACGCUCUGCACACAUCUUUACCUGUAAUGAACUAGUGAUUUUUCCAAGCUUUGGCCUGGACUGUCAAACACAGGAUUAUGCUUUCGGUCCGCUAGCCUCACUCGCCCUACGCCGUAGGUGUAUCUAAUGUAUACACUGCACUUGUGUAUCCUGACAGCGGUCUGUAAGUGUAAGUAUGCUAGGUCUGUGUAUGUGAAUUUUCGGUGAAAGCUAAUUAUAGAAAAGUGUUAACCAAUAAACUACAAGUCAAUUCUUAUUCUUGCCUCGAGUGAUUCUAGCUGUGUCUGCCGGACGAGGCCUAUGAUUAGCCAGAAGGUUUGUCUGGAGGUGUUGGCUCAUGCCAGCAAAGGAGACUAAAAGUUUUUAAAUAUAUGUAGCUCGGACUCACAUGUGUUAGGAGUUAUAUGUGCUACUCUCGGCUUACCACUGGCUAACAGUUACACAUACUAAGGAACGACCACCUACUAACUCACUGUUACUCAUAUUCUCGUCCUUUCACUGACUGACACUGAGGACUCUCUGCCUCCCAUUGGCCAACAAUGGCAAAACUAAGCACAUGGCACACACCACAUUGAUGGCAGUGGUAUGCUCAGCUCUGAUGCACCCCACUGACCGACAGAAAUGAACGACUCUGCCUCUGCACUGCGUAAAACUAAAUGCUUACUAGGUUUCUGGCACAUGUGCAUUCGAUCGGCAACAAAGGACAGAAAUUUGGCUAAACUGUGGAUCUUGAAAGAGACUGACACAGUGCAAGAAGAAUAUUAAAAAAUAACAACUUGAUAGUGCCACUGAUGGCAGCACAAAGGCAGGCCCUAAAACCACAAGCCGUUUGAAGUGGUUGUCUGUUCUAUAUCAUACUGUGGUUUUAUAGAAGUUAAGAAACUGGUCCUGUCGCUACCAAGUAUAAAUAUAGUUGGCAUGCACGCAAGUCGCUGCGUGUGGUUUAUUCCUGUUUGUGCACCGAGCAUGCUGCGUAUUUUGCUUUGCACAGUAGCAGAACUGUGUAGCACAAAGCCAUCGUACUUUUGCAUUGCUUGACAAACGACGUGUAUCCAUGUUUUAUAUCUAAUCUGCUGCCCCUGCUCAUAGGCUGAUCAUGGGAUUGGGAGCAGAUGUCUUGGUGAGUCAGAUAGGGGGUGUUGGUGAAUCACUUAAUACAAUCCACCCUCUUCCUGCAUCAUUCACUUCUCUCACCGCAGAAUCUUUCUUGGGUAUCACACGCACAGAAAGAAGGAACUCCUAUCUAUCCGGCAGUUUAUAAACAUGCAGAUCAUAUGAGUGUAGCUGACACAUAAAUGUUCAAAAUUAAUGAUUGUCCGUAGAAUACAGAAUCUGCCAGUGUCCUGUUCAUUCCAACACUUCAUUGUAACACAUGGGCUAUCUGCAUCUGUCACUGUAAUCUGUAAACUUUAUAUUAAUUUGUUAUGCUGUGCCAUGAUAGAAAACGUUAAGGAUGUAGCUUUUUGGGUUUGUCCAUUAUAAUGUAUUGACAAGGAGUCACCUUUUGAUUUUGGCAAGAUCUCGUUUUUAAAGAUCCAAACAUUGGAUUUCAAGGUGAACCUACCAACAACGUAAUAAUUAGAUAUUCAUUUAAUACAUAUAUUGUGCAGGUCAAAUCAGUCAGCAAGAAAAUUGAAAUCUAAAACAAUAUAUUUAUCUUUUCUUGCACAAUUCCUAGUUACGUGAGCAGAUGCUAGGAGUUAGGGUUGCCUAGUAAUAUAUUAAUAAUAUGGUUAGUAAUAUUUUAAUAAUAUGGUAAGAGCCCAUUCACAACCAGCUGAAACAGACUGUGCAACAAUCUCAGACUCUCUCUAGAGUUGGAGUCAGGAGGGUAGAGGACGCGCAAGUUAGACAGCAAGGAAAAAGCAAAAAUGCCCCCCUGAGACGUCACUGAUCAAGUUGGCAAUAAAAAAAAAGGCACAGAGAUGUUUGCAAAUCGCCACAGUUAUAUGGUAUUCUAGACAGGAAGACCAGGCACUGUAUGGUCAAUUACCUAUUCAAUGAUGCCGUGUUAUUUUUGUGCUUAGUGAUUUUUUUUCUGUGUAUGUGCUUGUGAUUUGGCUAGCAAAAUGUGUAAAAUAUUUCUAUUCUUUAUAAAGUGACACCAAGUCAUAUUUGGCAAGCCAGGUGUAAUGUAAAGGGACACUAUAGGCUCCCAGACCACUUCUCAAUGAGUGGUCUGGGUGCACUGUCAUUGUCCCCUCAGCCCUGCAUUGUAACUGCAGUUUCAGAGAAACUGGAUUAACCAGACAGCCACUAGAUGCGCUUCCAGCUGUUUCAAAGAGUUUAACUAGGUGAAACAACACGCUUUGCAGGAGCACAUCAAGUCUUCAAAUCACCCAAUCCAAGGCCUAACUCGCACGUGGCAUUCGCUGCACAUUCGGUUUCUCCUCUGCAUAGACUUCAGAGGAGUGGAGACAGAGGGUGCAAAGGGACUUUUUAACCCUUUAAUUGCCACUUGGAAUAAAACGUAUUCCUAACACUAUAGUGUUCUUUUAACAUUUGGCUGUCAAGAGAUUUCUCAGAUUUUACUUCGCCAGAUCCAGGCGCAUUGCACCCACAGAGCUGUGGUCUUAGUUUACAGCCAACGGCAACUUUUAUUUUAUAUAAAUCUUUACGUCUUACCUGUUUCCUGACUCUAAAAACUAAAAAAAAAUAAAACCUGCCUUCAAAAUUCAGUGGAUUUAUGUGUGCGGCGUUAACAAUCAAACCACUUUAAAAUAAUUGCUAUAUGUUUUUACUGGGUUUUACCUUUAUUUCCCAAUUGCCUAAUAUUUUACAACCCCCACCCUGACUGCCAAGCAUCAAGGUACAUUUUUGCAGCUUUUUUUGUCAUAUAGAGAUUAAGGUAUUUUCUGUGGGCUAGGCUCUUAAGCCAUCAACUCACCCAAUAUCUUAACCAGAAUGUGCUGUCAGUAAUUUAGAAAACCUUGGGGGUUGCACCUGUCUUUCUUUUUUUUUUUUCUUUCUUGACAUUGGAAAGACAUUUAACUCAUCAAUUUUUUUUCAUCGCCCUACCCACUAUGAUCCGGAGCACAACUGGAAUUUGAAACCAGGAAUAAAUCCUGUGUUUUUAGGCAGGGAAUGGACAGACUGAACGGGCCAUCAGCUUUUCAUUCUGUGGUAUGUGUAACCCUGAUUGUACUUGUUGGCAACAGUUAGGAGUCGAUGGCACCCCACAUGUUGGAACCACAAAUAUUUAUUUAUUUAUACAUUUUUUAUUUCUCAUCUUUAUCUUACUGUAUAAUAACCUAUUGAACUCUGUUAACUAUGUCCACCCCUUUUGAUUGAUUUAUUUAUUUUAAGAAAAAUCCCUUUAAAUAGUAAAAAAAAAAACCUGAAUCCAGCACCAGGUGAGAUACUACUUGUUCGUUUUUACACCCCGUCUGUCGUCAAGCUGUGUCGCUCCAAGUUUCAAUGAAAUGCUUCUCAUAGAGAAGCAUAUGUUUGGACCUUCUUCUCUGGCUUAGAGCGCGUGUGCACGUUCCGAGGUGGUGGUGGACAAGGGGUGGGUUUUAAAUUAAAUAAAAAAAAAAAAAAAGAUAUAUAUAUACGGUAAAUGCAAGGAUGGAGAAAACACUGAAGCUUACUUUUGCAGGCGCACUAACAGCAUGGGUAGACGCUCAUAACAACUGUCUCCAGCACGCAAUGCGCACUGAGGACAGACAUUUUAGCACAGAAUGGACAUUAGGCAGCUCAAAACAAAAAGCUUAUAAGCUGCACAUACGGAUUCCUUGCUCCUUGGCCCCUUCUAAAGGCAGAAGUGGUCAUGGAGCUUAGGAUAACCCUUUAAGUCUAAAGACUGGGUGUUAGGAAUUAUAGUUUACACAUCGUGUUCCAAUUUUAGCCGUCAAUUUCUUACAUCAAUGGGUAAGUCCAUGCUUCUUUAAUUUUCCAGGUUUGAGGAGUUUGAUGGGAAAUCGUUUUCAUAUGAGCGAAAAGGUUGACAUGAAUACUUAGUUGGGGGGGGGGAUUGGAUGAAAAACAUUGCUUUUGUACAGUGUGGCAAGCUGAUGUCGUCUUUGCCUUGUUUGACUGUAACUGCAGACCUAACCUGACUUUAUCCCCAGCUGUGGAUAAUUUUCUUUAGAAGGAUCACAGAUUGCGACCCAUAUGGAUUUUGUUAUUCUCAGUAGGCUGUAUGGCAUCUGCCUCUUCAAUAUGGUGCCUAAUUUGAAGACUUGAAGGCUUAGACUACAACAGAGGCAAUAGAUAUAAUGAUACACAAACUAGGGAUAACAUAUUUUUGUGAUGUAAUUUUAGGAUACAUCUGUGUCACACUUGUAGAGCUCUCCUCUCGGUCUUCUGAUUUAGUCCAUAUGUUCUCUGGAUCCACCAGUCAACUUGUGAAGUUGCUUAGUGCACUGCUUCUUAAGCUUUUUUUUUUUUUUUUAUUGUGACCUUGAAUGGUCUUAUGAUGAUGUUGGAUAUGGAACGCAUGGUACUACUCCUAAAAAUAUACAACACAAAUUAUUAUGUCAAUUUAUUUUCUUAUUCUAUGUUUUUCAUAGUUCAGAAACAUUAAUCCAAUAUAACGAUGGCCAUUUCCUACCACUUUCCUGCCUGCUCCGCAAGCACUGAUGCACCUUUUGUCCAUCAAAUUAAAUAGUUGUGUUGGGAGUGCGACACUGUUAUAGGUUGGCUGCCGCCUCCAGCCUGACCUCCUCCACACGUGCAGUAUCCUGCCUUUUCAUAUUUCAGCGCACAUGACAGGAAGUGAAUCUCCAGGACUGCAAGUGCAACUCUAACUGAGAGGAUGGCGUGUGACAGGUGUGUGGAGAAAAAUGGGGAGAAGAAAAGGAAAAGAAUUUCACUUGAAAAAACAUUUCCUGUUCUCUCCCACGCUACUUCCUUAUUGGCAGAGAUCCAAGAAUUUAUUUUAGUUAUAGACUGGCAAGUGAUUUUUACAAAAUUAUAUAAAAAAAAAAAAUUCCAGUGCUAAAAUUAUAAACGUAUUUGUUUUCUUGAAUAAGAGUCGGAGCAAAAUAAACUAGGAUGGCAAGAUGACUUUCAUCCUCAUUUGCUUAGAGGGACUCUCCAGGCAUUACAUUUCAAGAAUGCAUCUGAUUAUAUCAUUAUGACUUUUCAGUUUUGGCAUAGUGUCAACUGUUAAUUUUCUCCUUCUUCGAAAUAUGCUAAAUCUUCUUCCACCAUUGCAAAACGCUUCAAAGUAGAACCAGGAAAAGUACAUUUGGAAGCAUUCCCAUAAACUCCUGCAAAGCAAAUUAUGAUUGUCGCACCUAAAAAUUAAUCUAAUGGAGACCCCUACACUUCCGUGAACUUCCAUGAUGCUUUGCCAGCAUUUAGAAUGACAAAACAUCUGGGGAACAAGCUUUUGCGAUGGUAGGAGUCCAUCAUAUAAAAAUCACACUGUGCUAGCAUUGAAACCAAUAGGAGGACCAGGAUUUGGGCACCGGAUUUCAGGAACUGCCUGGAUGAUUUGGGGGAAACCGUGGAGGAGCGAGCAGGUCCUUGGAAAUUGCUGCAAAUGAGCAACUUUAAAUCGGCACAGUAACCUAUGAGUUCUUCAAGAGCAAUCAAACGAUAUACAUCUUACGUAUGUGACAAUGUUUGGGGAAAACUUGUCAAUUGGCAAAACUUUAACCAGGUUUCACUUGCUGUAUGUGGCUUCUGUUUACCUGCCAUCACUCACUGUGUCCGUUAAUGGGAAUAGACGUCUUUUUAGUAUUAAUGUGCAGUGUGUGCCUAUCGAGUCUUUUUGGACAUUUUAUAGUCAAACGUAUUUUGCAAGAGUUACAAGAUGACCAGCUUCUAGAAGACUGGGGUUGUAGGAGGGUUAAUUAUACAAACCUUCUUCCUGACUCUGGACAAUAUGCAAUCAGAUGUUACCGGUGUGUGUGUGUGUGUGUGUGUGUGUGUGUUUUUUUUUUUUUUUUUUUGUUUUUGGCGAACUGCUUUAAAAUUUCUAAAUUUUUGUUAAAUUGUUGACACAGUAUGUCUGUAAAUAUAAAGAGUGUGGACAAAUUCGCCACCGAAAGUUUGGAUUUAGAUAAUCCAUUGUUAACGUACAGAUAAUUUUAUUUAGCAAACCAUAUCAGUCCAUACCAUAAAAGCCCUUCUGUUUAUUUCGUGUUUACAAUCUCCCUGCAUUCCUGUUGUGUCUCAGAUUGCAUGUCAGAAUCUGUAGGUCACCGGGCAAGGUAAUUUUUUACCCAAGACCUUGGCAUUAGUUGGCAUUUUCUGUGGUUCAAAUAUAGUGAAUACAAUUUUUGGAAUCCUGGGCAGCUGAUCACGUUCAACUCAAGGUCUAUAAUUUAAUCUUGAAAGUGAAAGACUUGGGUAGUGCUACGCUACGUGUGACUUAGUAUCUUUUUUUUUUUUUUUUACUUUAUUGCAAAGACUGGAUAUUAAACAUAAUUUAACAACCUAUUUAUCAAGGACAUAGGUAGAAACUAUCCUGUCAAUGCUUCAGGUACAUUCCCCCAUUGUCGUCCUCCUUCAGGUCAAUAAAGUGCUCUUUUGAAAACGUGGGUGGUCUGACUCAACAAGGAGUAUGUAGCUAAUACUAGAUCUGACUCCACCAACGAAUGCUAGUCUUGUACUGAAGAGUUGUAAUAUGGAAGGUUUCAGGAUCGAAAACUAAAAGCAGCAAUGUGUGACCAUGAGAUGUAAAAAAAAAAAAAAAUGGGGAGAGGGGGAAAUGUAAAUUGUUGGGUGCUUUAUUUUUUUUUUUGAAAAAGAACAAUACAAGAGAAGGUGAGAGACAUCAAAAGCAAUGGAAAUGGUAACAUUGUGAGGAAAACUUAGUCUAUCAAAAUAGGAAGGGCUAACAAUAAUGGGAGUGGGGGGAGGUCGGGGAUAACUGUCUGACUGUGACAUUUUACUAAACAUGUCUACGUCUGGUAAAUGCUCAAAAAAUGAUUUUUUUUGUGUGUGUAUCUUAGAUUUUUUUUCUUUUUGUUUUGUUUUGUUUUUCCUUUCUUCUCCUGCUACUAGCCUUGUAAAGAGGAAGAUUCACAAUAAUAUUUCUAAAUAUAAUUUAAAUUUAACCACAAUCUAACAUGUUGAUGUGCUGCUUUCCUGUGGGUGUUUGUUAAUUGGUAGCUCUAUAUAGUUUUUGUUUUUAAUUCUGUGUCUCUGGAUUUACCGUAUAUAUGCGAGUAUAAGUCGAGACCCCUAAUUUUACCCCCAAAAACUGGGAAAACGUAUUGACUCGAGUAUAAGGGUGGGAAAUGCAGAAGCUACUGGUAAAUUUCUAAAUAAAAUUAGACCCCCAAAAAUUAUAUUAAUUGAAUAUUUAUUUACAGUGUGUGUGUAUACAAUGAAUGCAGUGUGUGUGUGUGUGUGUGUGUGUAUAUAAUCCAGUGUGUUUGUAUGAAUGCAGUGUGUGUAUGAGUGCAGAGUGUGUAUGUAAUGCAGAGCCUUGGUGGGGGGGUGGGCAUUUUUAUAAAUUUUUUUAAAUUAUUAUUAAUAUUUUUAUUUUAUUUUAAUGUUAUUAAAUUUUUUAUUUAUAUUUUUUUUCGUCCCCCCUCCCUGCUUGUUAGCUGGCCAGGGAGGGGGCUCUCAUUCCCUGGUGGUACAGUGGUGUGCACUGUGUAGGAGGGGGGCUGGCAGCAAGCUGUUACUUACCUUUCCUGCAGCUCCUUUCUCUCUCCUCCGGGCCGGUCAGCUUCCUUCUCCUCCACUGUAAUUCUUGCGGCCGCGUGGAGCUUUCCCCGCGGCUCUCGCGAGAUUUACAGUGGAGCUGACAGGGGAGCUGACCGGAGGAGAGAAAAGGGAGCUGCAGGAAAGGUAAGUUACAGCUCUCUGCUAGCCUCCAACAGGACCACCGGGCUUGUAAUUAGCCCGGCGGUCCUUGUCUGUAUUAUGGCAAUGUAAGUUGCCAUAAUACAGACAUUAACUCGAAUAUAAGUCGAGUGGGGGUUUUUCAGCACAAAAAAUGUGCUGAAAAACUCGACUUAUACUCGAGUAUAUAAGGUAAGCUCCCACAGUCUAGAAUUGGAUAUAUCUAACUGCUUUCUGAACACAUUCAAUGCUGGACCACUAGGGACCGAGCUAUCGUCUUCUUUGGCGAAGUGGCAACCCCCCCCAAAACAUUGUACAGAAGUGUCAAUCAUUUGGUUGACACGUCCCCAACAAGUUAUGUUUCCCUUUAAUUUAUUAUUUUUGUAGUCUCUGCUGAAAUGUCUGCAGAAAUGUCACGUUAGAGAAAUGUAACCUUUUAUGAGCCAAUGAUGUAAUGAUGCUACAUCAUAACAAAACAGCCUGUAAAAAUUAAACUGGAGGGAUGUUUAGACCUGCAAUUGCACAGUAAUCAGGACACAACCUUUUUAAGGAUCACUUCCCUAAACACCCUACGCUAAGAUGUUAAAAUUUUUGUAUGCGUUAUUAAAAGAUAGUUUAAAAAGUUGAUGGUCAAAUGUGUUUUUGGCUAAUUUAGUAAAUAAUUUAACGACUACUUCACUUGCUAGAACCCAAUUUAAAGUCCUACAAAUCUGAUGACUGUUGACUAACACGUGAGAGCAGGAGAACUCCACCUACAGGGGGUUCUCCUGCUCUUUGGCAGUGUAUGCAUUGUGAUUACUGCUGUUGCCUCCUAGCGAGUGCUUUUCAUGCUUGCCAGAGGACUGUAUGAAGUGUGACUUAUGUAACUCUGUUUCAAAUGGCAUUGUCAUUAGGGAGGGUUGAAUUGUUUGAGUGAAGUGCCCCCAAAUAGUUCCAGUUAUUAUUAAAUCGUGAAUGGGAUGCAGGCAGGACUGGAGGUGGGUGUCUCAGUAGACUAAGUUAAUAGAUAAGCAGGAAUAAUAUUUUAAAAAAUAAAUUAAAUUAUAUGUAUUUUAAUAUUAUUGGCAUUUAUAUAGAUCCAACGCAUUCCACAGUGCUUUACAACAUUCUAAAAGGAGGAAAUGUUAACAAUAAAUGAGACCAUUGCAAAAUGUUACAGGAACAGGUUGAUGAGGAACCUGCUCAAACGAGCUAACAAUUUAUUUCUAUGAUAAGUGAUAACAUCUUUGCCUAAGGGAAAGAGUUCACUUAUAUUGAAUCUGUCAUGACCGGUUUACUGUAAGACAUGAAUGCUCUUUCAAGAUGUAAACUUAAAGAAACACUCUAGGCACCAGAACCACUAUAGCUUAAUGUAGUAGUUCUGGGGCAAAGAGCCUGUAUCUGCAGGCUCGGCAAUGCAAACACUGCCUUUUUUCUAAUAAAUAAAUAAAAAGGCAGUCUUUAUAUUAACGCCACUAAUAGUGGUUGUUACUCUUGACAGCCACUAGAGGGACUGCCUGGCUGAGGCCCUGCAAAUAUACCAACAUUAGGUGUUCUCCACGCUCACAUUGGAGCUAUUGAAUGCUUCCCACAAGUCAAUGCUGCUCUGACUGGCGUAGCAAGGCAAUUGCUGUACAUGCGCACCAGCUGAUGCUGAUUGGCGUAGCAAGGCAAUUGCUGUACCUGCGCACCAGCCUCCCAAUGCUUCCUUGCAAAACUCUAUCACAUGAUUCGAUUGCUCAUAGGAAAGCCUUGAAUGCCAUGCGUUCUUAUGGGGAAACUUGUAUGCUCCCCACGCAUGCGCAUUAGGUCCCAGUACUCCUCUAUGAGAAGCAUUGGAUCAGAUCAUCGCCAGUAGAGGCCAUUUCUCAAAGUUAUUUUCCCUUUAAAUUAAAUAAGAGAUUACAUGCUAUCUUUGGAACUUGGUAUGUUAAGCAGCAAUGACCUCACAUAACGAACACAUUCCUUGCUAAGAUUAAACAUACACAUACUUGGUUUGUAGGGCGUAUUUAUCUUUAAAAGUCAGAAGUGGUGUAUAUUUCGCCAAGGGAUUCAUAAGACUAGCUGUCAUCUUGUUUAUGGGAAUGUCUAUAAUGUUUUGUGUUAUCUUCAGUGUUGGAAAUUCCCACGUCUACUGUUUACUAAAUUACCAGAUGAUUUAAAUGUGUUUUAGAGCUGCCGGAUUAGACAUUUAGAUAAAAAACUAAUUCACACAGAAAAAAUAAACUAUGUUUUUAUAAAAGUGAAUAUAUUUAGCUGAGAAAAUGGCAAAAUAAAAAGGAUAAAAAAAUACACUGUUAAGUGCUGCUAUUCUGCUUUUCUCAAUGUAGAGCUAAUCAGAUACAUCACAUUUUUUCUAAGUUUUUUUCAUAUAAAACAAAACAUACCUUUCAAAAAUCUCCCCCCCGUCGCCCCCUCGCGUGUUAAUGCAAACCCCUAGGUUUCAAUGUAUUCACAACUCAAGACAUCAAAGGGACAGUGUAGGCACUCAGACCACUUCAGCUGAUUGAAGUGGUCUGGGUGCAAUGUCCCAUGUCCCUUAACCCAACAGUGGUAUUUAUUGCAGUUUCUGUCUACCAGACAGCCAGUAGAGGGACUUUCGGAAUCCAAACGGACCUUGGGUCUGUUAUCUGAUGCUGGACGCCCUCACGCUCUGCAUGAGGACUUCCAGCGUCAGAGUUUCCUCAUAGGAAAGCAUUGAUUAAUGCUUUCCUAUAGGGAGAUACUAAUCGCACAUGCACAUUAGGUCUCCCCCCGCCGGCUGACGUCGGUGGGAAGGAGCGUGGGCAGGGCCUAACUCAGCUCUGGAUUCAGGUGAGUGACUGAAGGGGUUUUAACCACUUCAGCCAUGCGGACGUGGUGGCACGAGGGAGGGGGGCACUGUAGGCAGUGCCAAGAAAACAGCUUUGUUGAAAUUAUCAUUGAAUAGACUAUAGUUUGUUCUCUGUACGGGUUGUCAUAAUGUUAUUAUUUUUACAGCCCUGAUGAUCUAAUACAGCAAUUAAUUUUAUUUCCUAAUCAUCCCUUUAAGCCACUGUAUGUAUAUUUGGAUUUAUAUCUCUAAAUCUUAGGGGACUAAAUGCUAUGGAUGUGCAUAUUAAGCAAUCAAACGAUUGUAUUCACUCUUCACAGAAACACAAAGGAAUUGCUGGGGAGGUAGGACUACAAAGCAAUGGUUCCUUUAGCAAUGUCCAAUCUACUCUCCAUGAUCUAGGGGUUAAUUUGGUAUAGCAGCACGGUCUCCUAUGUCCUGUUUGCUGACUGGACCUGCUGGUUUUUGGAUUCUUUCCAGUGGCUGCUAUUAACAUUUGCACAAUGACGAGAACCGAUCGUGUACAUAAUGGACAAUUAUGGUAUGAUAACAAUGUGAUGCUGAGAAUGAUGUCAGACCUGACUGCAUUUAGUUUCUAAAUACCAUCAUGGCUGUCAUCUAAAUAACAUGGCAUGUUAAUACAUAGAAACAAUUAGUGUGAUGAUUUAUCAGUAUUUUAUCUUCUGAAUAAGGGUGCAAAAUACUAAAAGUGGAGCAGUCACCAUGGAAACCAACAGGCACAUUCCAUCGAAGACUCCUGCCCUUUUACCACUUUUUAGAAGGUGUCACAGGCAUGCCAAGUCUCCCAUGUGCCUGCAACUGGCACUAGAAGCGCUCACACCCAUUGUGACAUACAACAUAUGGGUUAAAUUUGCUAAAUCACCAAUUAAAACAAAAUUACGUAACUCUUGCAUUAUAACAGGCCUAUUGUGCUACAGUCACAAGGCUGGGAACUGGCUCCAUUGAGUCCACACCCAGAGGUAGAAUGCAGCAAAAACCUGCUAGAACUAAAUUUGGAUUUUAAAAAUAAUAUAAAGCAAACAGAGCUGAAAAUAAACCUGCUAUUUCUGCUCAGUAGCAGUGGAAAUAAUGUUAUAUUAAAGCUGGAAUUUAUUUGAAGGACGUUUUAAAUUCUUUCUCUGAAACUUUUGUCCACUAAAGAGAUCCAAAAACACUCUGGUUAAGUGGGCAAAUAUUGGUGGCCAGCUACUAACUGCACCAGACGUCUUUCCAUGGAGCUCUGUUCAGGCCCCACGAAAUAGCAACAAAAUCCACAUAUAUACGAGCAAAACCAGCAAAGAGACCCCUGCAGCCCGCAAGAGACACGAUGGGGUGCAAAAACAGUCUCAGUGCCCAGAAGCCCCCAGAUUGCAAGAUAUAAGACUCUCCUUCAAGAGGCCUACACCGGGGCAACUUACCAAGAUGGCGCCGGAGGCCCACAGCAACCCGGAAGCUUCGGAGGACUCCCAGGGGAGAGGAGCCUGCUGACUCUCCGGGACAUGAUGCAAUCUUCCGAAUCUGAAGAAGAUUCUUCCCAUUCGACGAAAGGAGACCUAAAACCACUCCUAAUAGACUUGAGGAAGGUCUGGAAGGCGGACCUACUAAAAGCCCAAACCGAAAUAGGUGUGAUUCACCAUAAGGUGAGAGCAGCAGAGGAGAGAGAGGCUACCAGAGUAAAUCAAAUCCGAGAAGCCAAGAGUCUAAUUGAGGGACUUACCACUCAGGUUCAGCAAUUGAGCCGCACAGUGACCUAGUUGGAGACAAGGCACAGACGCCGUAAUAUUCGUAUAAGGGGCAUCCCAGAAUCAGUAGGAAACGAUAAACUACUGCAAUAAACCCAGUGUCUGAUUACCUCCUAUGGGAGUUAAGGGAUGUACAGAACCCCCACAGAUAACCUCUGCAUUCAGUGUGUGAUAAUCCGCUGCAGCACCCACCAGAGCUAUAGCAGUGAGAGCCACGAACCGCUCCAGGGUUCUUUUAACCAUACGGUACGAAGGAACCACGCUGGCGAUUUAUGGGGACCAUUCAUGGUCCUAGCAGAGAAAAGGAGGCUGGCUCCAGUAGCGAGGAGGCUGCAAGACCAUUCGCUAAAAUACCGCUGGGAGACUGUGCUCGGAGACAGGUACCUUACACUCACUUCAGCAGAGGAUCCGGAGCCUUUCUUCCAGAGACUGGGCAUACCGGCAGUCCCAUGAGACAAAGCGGGCGCGUCGACUGGGAAGACCACAAAACCUGAAUCAGCUUGGGGGCCAGCACCAUCCACUGCAGCUGGAGGAACUGCCCAAUGGCAGUAAACCAGGCUCAGAGGCUCUACGUCUGGCACCCUGCCUGGGCCGGUGCGCAUCUCUGCACACAGCUUCGGACCACAGUCCCACAAAUUGAUUCCAGCCAAAGUGGACUGAUAAACUGACCAUGCUUACUCCAGUCAGCAGGAACGUCUGACAGCCAGGCUCUGGUGCGUGGUUUGCGAAUGAGUUGGAGCCAGGAACGUCAUGAUGUGUUUUUGAAAAAUGACAUAUACUAUCCUAAUAAAACGAUUCAGCUUAAUCCAUAUUUGGCGUUGACUCAUUUUUACGUAAUAUCUAAAUAUCAUUUUCCGUUUCUUUCAUGAUGCUGCCAAACUCCCCUUCCUUUUCAAUUCUUCAGCAUCAGCUGACUCACUGCCCCUUCCAUUGCUUUGUGCAAAUGCCAAGCUCCGACUCAAACCUACAGUGCCUUUUAUGUUCCCACGUCAAACUCUUUUAUUUUUAUUUUUUUAUUUUUUUUAAUUACAUAUCCACAAAUUUCACUUCCCUGUAUAUCUUCAUUUCCUCUCUCUCCUAACCUGCCCACUCUUUAACAGAGUUAUUCACUAGAGUGUGAGGAAUUGGGAAUUCAAAUUUUACACCAGAAUAGCCAAAUAGGAAAAAAUCUCUUUAUCAGAACUGUUCUUAGGUAGACUAUUUUAGCCUGAAAUUUGAUAUUUAGUUUUUAUUCCUGACAAGUCACAUUUUAGGGAGUAACUAUGUAAAAUGCUGCCUUGCUUCAUCAGACUCUCUGUAAUCUAUUGGAGCUUUACAGAUUCUCCGUGAACACCCACCAUUAACCCUCAUGGACCCAUAAUGGUCUACUCCAACAUUGUUAAAGGAACACUAUAGGGUCAGGAACACAAACAUGUAUUCAUGACCCUAUAGUGUUAAAAUCUCCAUCUUACCCAUAAAUAUAGUUUUUAAAAAAAUCAUACCUUUUAUUCCAGUCUGCUGCUAGCUCUACCUCUGAUCUGCCUGCUUGGCUGAUAUCCUCAGAAGGUAUUCUCUCAGCUUUCCCAUUGGAUUGGCUGAGACUGUUAAGGAGGCAGAUCAGGGGCAGAGCCAGCACAAGCCAAACACAGUCCUGGCAAAUCAGCAUCUCCUCCUAGAGAUCCAUUAAAUCAGUGCAUCUCUAUGAGGAAAAUUCAGUGUCUCCAUGCAGAGGAUGGAGACACAGAAUGUCAGUACUGCACAGUGUGCAGCACUGCCACCGGAAGCACCUCUAGUAGCCAUCUGAGUGGCCAGUGGAGUUAUCCCUAGGAUGUAAUGUAAGCACUGCAUUUUCUCUGAGAACACAGUGUUUACUGCACAAAACCUGAAAGGAAGGAUUCUACCAGAACAAAUAAAACACGCUGGUGACUAUAGUGUCCCUUUAAGCUGCCAUGGCUCAAUUUGCAGGGACAAUCAAAGCAUAAUAAUUUUACGCGCAGGACUGAGAUAAUGCCUAUGGCCCUUAAGUAACAUAUUAUUUUGAGGCAAGACCUAUAUAGCAUUAGCUCUACAGCUACUGUUGGUCUGCAAUUCCCAACACUAUCGAAACAAAUAAAAUAUAUGUUGUUGUGCACAAAUAUAGACUUGCUAGUGUUUGUAUUCUCCCACACAUGGGAAUUAAUACUAAAUCUUCUAAACUUGUAGUUGCUUAUCUGGCUAGAAUGAGCAGAGUUUUGUCUCUGUGUGCUGGAACAAAAUUACAUAAAAUAAUGUGCAACUAAUAUAGUGCAUAGUGUAUUGUGUACGUAUUAAAGGAGUUAAAAACCUGCAUCGUUCGCAGAGAGCUGAUUCUCCCGAAAAGUACCAAUAUAAUGAAACGUGAAAUGCUUCUAGGUAUCUUAUGUCUUAGAGGUCCAAAAUGAAAUCUUGGAGGUUGCGGAACCCAUUCCUUGCUCUCUGAGGACCUCUGCAGUCAUCUGUUUUGGACAUUAGAAGAAUAAAUGUGUGAAUUUUCUACUUGUUUCUUAUUAUGAAUUAUUGUUAAACUUUUUUUUUUUUUUUUUUAUACCGGACCUCUCUUCUUGAUCUUCCCUGGACUGGACGUACUGAGAAAUAAUCUGCUCUUUCAUGAGCAGUUAAACCAUGAAAAAUGAUUUUACUAUGAAAAAUGUGUUGUUGUUUUUUUAAAUUUCAUUUCAUUUCAAAUCUUUAACCUUAUUUUUUUUCUUCUUUAAAUAAAAAUGCUUUAAAUGAACAGAUGGUAUACAACGUUCGGAAACCGUUCCCUCCCCCUACGGGGGAUGUUUACCACAAUUUCAAGUCUCUAUAUAUCUUACUGUGCAACAGUAACCUUGUUGGAUCUUACAUGGUUUGGGGAGUUUAAAAAAAAGAUUGCAGCCAACAUGAUGUCUUUUAAGUCAGUCGCUAACAAAGUAUCCUUUACUUCAUUUUAUUUCCUUCUGUAUUUGUCCGAUAACUGUCGGCCAUUGCCCACUCUUGUUCUAAUACUUUAGACUGUGUACAUUUACUUUGUAAAUGCCCCUCAUUGCUAUUCAUUUCAUGUAAUAUAUACUUUUAAUUACGGAACAUUAGAUCUGUACCGUUGACAUGUUAGUAUGUGCAGAAGGUGGGAUGAUGUGUUUAAACACAUUUAGUCUCUGCACUGCAAAUCUUCAAUGCCAACUGUUUUCUUUCCACCUAGUGGUUGUUGUAGUGUAGGUUUAUACAGACUGUGUUUUCCCACUGUAAUAAUAUAAUUUAUAAAAAUGUUAUGGUUUAUUUCAAACACCCAUCUUUACUUACCUUGUAGCCAUUGUAUUGGAACUCUCCUUCCAUUUUUGCAAGGGGGACUUUGGGGGUGAAGCACCAUAUGUAUGAUUCUUAACCCCUUAAGGACCAAACUUCUGGAAUAAAAGGGAAUCCUUAAGGGGUUAAAGGGACACUAGUCACCAGAACAACUACAGCUUAUUUAAUUUGUUCUGGUGAGUAGAAUCAUUACCUUCUGGCUUUUUGCUGUAAACACUGUAUUUUCAGAGAAAAUGCAGUAUUUACAUUACAGCCUAGGGAUACCUCCACUGGCCACUUCUCAGAUGUGCUAGAGGUGCUUCCUGGGGCAGUACUGCACACCCUCUGCUUGGAGAUACUGAACUUUACUCAUAGAGCUGUAUUUAUUCAAUGCAUCUCUAUGAGGAGAUGCUGAUAGGACUUUUUUUUUUGUUUGUUUUUUUUUUUUUUUUUAAAUCUUGUGCUGGCUCUGCCUGAUCUGCCUCCUUGACAGUCUCAGCCUAUCCAAUGGGAAAAUAUUGUGAUUGGCUCAAAAAAAUUACAUCUGAUUAUGUCAAGCAAGCAUGCAGAUCAGGGGCAGAGAGGCAGCAGCUGCAGACUUGAAUAAAAGUAAGAUUUUACUAUAUUUGGGUGAUGAGAGGGGAUCAAGGGGGUCUAGAUGGUGGUUUUAACACUGUAGGGUCCGGAAUAAAUGUUUGUGUUUCUGAUCAUAUAGUAUUGCUUUAAGUCCUGGAUCUCGAGAGGUGGUAAAAGGGCAGGAGGAUUUAUUUUUUUUAUUUAUUUUUUUUACAUCAGGCAGCAUAAAUAAAUAAAAAUCAGAAGUAUAGUGCUCCUGUCUUUUACAUUUAAGUAGUGUUACAAGGAAAAUUUGUAUGGGAUACCUAACAAUGCAACAUGUUAUUUAAUGUAUUUAUUUUAGUUUUUUGUUUUGCAUUGACAUUUCUGCGUGCAUAUUUUGAUAAGGUUUGUGUGGAGAUGUAGGGAUUUUAAUCCUGGGACACUACACUACCCAAGUAAAAAUAAAUAAAUGAAAUCGCCGUUUAGGUGAUAUACCCCCAAUGAAAACAUACAUGCAUUUAAUUAUGUUAUUGGCCUCAAGCCCCAGGUGUUUCUGUAAGCUAGCAACGUCCCUGCCCUACAAUCAGUUAAUUUGUACAAUCAGUGGUUGGGGAAUGUUAGAACCUUUUCUGUAGUCUCUUCCCACAGUGGGUUUGGGGUGAGUCUUGGUAGUACUAGGAAUUCCUUCUUUCGUCAGUGGUGUUUAUCAGAUUGCUUAGCAAUGACUGUCGACUGUACCUAUGCGAAAGAGGAACACUGUGAUGAGAUGACUUGUAUAACCUUCAAAUCCUCUCCCAAGACAAAUCAAUAAUCUCUUUGUACAGUACACAGAAUUAUUUUUUGGGGAAGUGACACAAUUUUCAAGAUGACUAAUCUAUCACUAAAGUUUGAACAUAGCGAAGUGAUGAGGAGUAUUAAAUCUUGGGAAGUUUUGUAACUCGGAAUCUCUUAAUAAUAGACUAGUCAGAACCAAGAAAAACACAUUUUCUGAAAUACAUACAGGAAUGUAGAAAAAAAGAUUACUUAAAAAUAAUAACUUUUGCAAUGAUGCUGAAUUGUCACUGUGCUCAGGGGAUCCUUUAAAAGACUACAGAGCACCAUCCAUACUUUUCACCUGCUCGAUUGCAGAACUGAUUUUGGCUUUCCCAUGCAGUUUGAGACCUCUGCCUCCCAGGGAUUGUGACUUCAUCUUUAUCUCCACCCGCAGAAUCCAAAGACUGGUUUGGUUUUUGACAUGGUUGGGACAGAAGCGGAAUUAGACUGUAUCUAGUAAUUCUAUCAAACAAUGAAGCCGUAUUCGUCUACAGAAAGUGUUUUCAUCUUUAACGAGUAAUAUUCCUUUGUAUAAUGUAAUUACCUAUUGUCUUGUAAGGCGACGUUUACUAGGCGAGUGCUUAUUAAGCAAUUUUAUAGAACUUAUUCCAACAGGUAUGACAUUGUACUCUUUACCAAAGUCACAAUUGCUGUUUGAGAGAUGUAAUAGUGUCAGAUUUAAAGGGACACUUUGGGCACCAUAACUUCAUCACAAUUAAGUUGUUAUAGUGCGAGGAGGACACAAACCGUUAACGGUUAAAGGUUUAACACCAAACCCUGGAUGAUGGUGUCUGUUUUACCGUUUCACUUCCUCUGAUGGUCCAAAGCUUCGGAUCAGGCACCGCAGAUAGGCUUAUAGCGCCAGCAGAUACUGGUUCUCUGUUCACAAAACAAAGUGAAAAAGGUACACGGUACAGAAAGUCUAAAACCGUAUUACAUAAUCCUGAAUCGCUGUGCUUUUGGAGAGUGGCAUUUAAUAUGUAUAUGUAUUUUCUGUAAAAUAGUGUAAUCUGCCAUGGUUUCACCUGUAGUACAAGUGUGUGUAGAAUACAUAGAUAUACUAUGUCCGGCUUCUGAGAAUUUUACAGUCAAAAUAAGAUUAUAUAAUCAUGUUUGUGUUUAUUUCAAAUGAGAGAAGAACGGUUGAGAAGCACUAAAUGGACAAUGAGUGUUCUGUGUAAAGUUAUCAAAGAUCCAUUAAAGUGGGUAACCACUAGCUAAAAGACAUAAGGGGUCUAUUUGUAAGGCAAAAAACAAGCUCAUAAGAUCAUAAUCUUCUCGCACAUCGGUGUUAGAUCGCAAAGUGGCCAAACAAUCUUGCAAAGGAUUGUGGGAAAUACCUAAGUCUGGAACAUGCUAGUCCCUAAAUGACACAACACCCUUCUAAACUGUAGGACUUCGGUGGUGUGGCUAAUACAGAACUGUGAUAAAUUGGCAGCUGCAUUGCAGAAUUCCGACUGAAAUUGCAGCAUUUGUAAAAAUCUGUUUUGUUUUGCUACACAUAAUUGGGUACGGUGUAAACCACAAUCCUCUGUUUUGUAAACAAAGUCUUUAGCCAGAUUUUAAAAAUGUAAUUAUUUUUAGCGGUAUUUUUUGUGUGAUGAAUCAACCUGUAUUAUUUUUUUUGUUUGUUUUUGUAAUUUUAUAUUUUUUAUUGAGAUGAUAGCAUGUUACAAACGCUUAAUAGUACCAGCAUGCAGCUACAUAACGAUAAAAAUCGUAUACAAUAAAUGUCAAAUCCAACUGGCACAUAGAAAACUAAUUUUGUUGAAUAAAAGAAUAGCUGUAGCACAAUUAGUUAUAUGAGGAAACUGUAUAAUUAGCACAUAUACACAGUCUAACCGCCAAAUUAGGGGUACUAUGACUAUCCAUGAACUAUGCCGUUAGACUAAGACAACACUAAAAAUAAAUACAUAAAUUAAAAAAAUCUAAAUGUAAAAUUAGUUUAAAUAUUGUGUUUGACACAAAGUGACGUAUAAACCCUCAGGUAGGCACUCUGUUACAAAGAAAGUUAGUAAACUGCAGUAGGAGAGUCAGGCAAUAGUAGGUCCCAAAAGGAACCUUUGCAAAACAAUACAAUUAUGAAAAUGCAGCCAAAUAAUAAGUAUACAGAAGGCACCCAGUAGAGCCUAUGAUCAGGAGGUUUUUAGUCCCAGUAACUUCAGGUGACAGCCGCAAUCAGAUUAGCACCUGCCGACAUCCUGUGACUCCGCAGGGUAAAACAGCUGUAUGUUGUCCAUGUCCCAAUGUGGUUGUUGGGUUAGACUGCUGCGGCAGUGCGGAUCCUGCAGCAGGUAGGGAAAAGAGGCCACACGCUUCCUACCUUGGGGCACUUCACCAAGCUAAAAUGCUUUAAAUGUACGGAGUAUUCCCUUUAAAUUUUAAACUCAUUUUGAAUUCCUGGCAAUUCUCACUUUUUAGUAAAUAAGCGUCAGUGUUAAAGCGUGUGAAAAUGGUUUAACACUGAACCAUGAGAUGGCAGAGGGAACCCCAGGCACCAUAACUUAAAUGAUAUAAAUUGGCUAUAAUUUGGAGAGUAUCCCAGUUAAAGAUUAAAAUCACCAUCCAUGCACUGUGUGACCAUGCUAAAUAACCCGGUCAACUUCGGAGCAUUAAAUCAAUGGCAUAUAUAGGGUUAACUCGUAAGGUUAGAUUGUGCAGUUAGUGAAGUUUAAUUUUUUUAAAAAAAUGUUUUUAUCUUUGUUUACUUCGGACAGGAGAACUGGAAAAUUUGUAGGCUAGUUUAACUGAAGGAUUAAAUAUAGUUGAUUACAUGCAUGAACUCUAACGAACGACUUAAUUUAAUAAGCUUUUCAAAUGUUUUGAUACUGUUAGAAAACUCUACCAUAUGAUUUAUCUGCAGAAAUCUUCAUUAAAGUCUCUGUGAAUUUUUAUAGAUAGAUCACUUGGAACUUUUAUCUAACAGUAUUGAAUCAAUUAGAAAGAUUAUUAACUUGAGACCUAAAUUAGAAACGGCAAGCGACGUCACAACGAUUUGCAUAGUAUAACGCCUGAAGCUUCUAUGAAAGUGGUGACUGUGGUUUUUCAAGCCUUGAAGUCAGAUUUCCUCCUGCUUUUACUACUUAAAUCUCAUGUGAUAUUUUUUUCCCCUCCCUUUUCUUCACUAAGCGCUAAUGCCAUUUUAAGAACUUAUAUCCAUGUAGGUUGCAAUGGCAAAUUUUGGCACAACGGUUGUUGUGGACCACAUUUCCCAGAAGAUUGCACGACCAUCAUGCAAAAUUGUAAAACAAACAGACUUGGCAACAAGUAUUAGCCAUAACUGAUGUAGAGGAACCAUGAGUAAGGAGGUCUGAUGUCCCUAAAUUCAGUAAUGCUCAACUCUGUGACCACUUAACAUACUUAUUUUUUCUCUGACUUGGCACCGAUUUUCAUUCACUGUGAUUUGUCUUUGGUUUUCUAGCAGUGAAUCAUGUCCAUCACUACCAUAAGAAUAGGGGGGACCUGCAUCCCAUAUCCAGUUCAAAAUUUUCUUACCAUUUCACUGAAUCAUUGCAGGCUGCGUUUCAAAGCAGGAUUAGGGGAAAUAAUCUGACAACUGAAGUCAGCAUAACUCUGUAUUCUCUGAGUUUGCUUCCCAGUUGCGUUGAAUCAUUAAUUAUCCACCUGUCUAUGGAAUGUCUGGUGUUAUUGGCAGCAGCGAUUGUGGUCAAAGAAAUAACGUGUUUUUUUUAUGACUGCCUAGUUUGGAGUUCUGCUGGGAAGAAAAGCAGUUGUUUUUCCUGAUCACAUGCUUGUUAAGCUUAGAGCGGGGAUGGCUAAAACCUAGGUCCACUUCUGUUUUAGGACUACAAUUGUGUCGAUUUGCUAGCCUAAAGAAGGAGUUGCAUUAAACCCUAUAGAGUUGCCACUUUCUUAGUUUGUAAGUUACAUUACUAUUUUAUGCACAUAUGGGUCUGAACUGAAGAGACUUAUAGAAAAGACCCCUAUAUGUAUAAUUUGUGAACGGCCUGUAGCACAAUUUAUAAGGUGGUGUGGGAAGAGCAAGAUCCUCGUUGUGUCCUGUAGCUGUCUGAAGAGACUUGACACAUUAAUGAGUUGUGGGUAAUGUCCUUUUUUAACUUCUUGGAUGGUAAAUAAUUGGUGUCUGAUCUCAUCCUUUUUUUUUUGUGUGUGUCUUUCAGAACGUGCAGGAAAACUGCUGACAGAAUUCGGGAAGAUAUACGAGGAACAAUAUGGAGUCGCACUUUUCAAUAGUGUGCGCUAUGAGAUUGAAGGCAACGGUGGUCCUCAGACGCAACUGCUGCAUCGAAAGGUAGACUAUAAUCUACAUAUUGACCUUUGCAGUCCACGGAGGCAGAUUGGGAGAAGCCCGGGUAUAUCUUUAUCACAUUGUGAUGUGUGGGGUCGUAAUGAUGGUUGGUUAUAGACAGGAGACAAACCUAGGGACAGGGAAUACAGGGUAGUGAGCUUUGUGAGUUACAGAUGAACUAAAAGACGGGUGUUGGGAUAGUAGACUAUAGACAAUAAAGAGGUGGAGGAGAGAGUUGAUCAAGAGUUGGAGAUGAUCAUCCAUUUACUGGGGCAUAGUGAAGGACAUUUUAAAUGGUGGAUCAUUUAUUGGACAAUUACGGGUUAAUUGGAGACCGUGGAACAAGUACAUAUUUAUACUCUUCUCCACAAUGAACCAACGUUUUAUGAAUCCUAUUUGUCUCUUUCUUUUGUAAUAAUUUGGUUUAUUUAUUUUUAACCAUUUUCCUUAGAUUCCUCUAAAAGACCGGGUAAUAUUUUCCGGUAACCUUUUCCAGUACCUGGAUGACACCAAGAAAUGGAGGAACCGCUUCUGUCUUGUUCCUCAUCAUUAUGGCCCAGUGCUAUACGAGAACAAGAUUGUGAGUCUGACACACAACAUUUAAUAGGGGUGGCUGUAAUUGCAGCAAAGAUAUAACUCACCCCUCAUUUCUUUCUGUAACAGGCGUACGAGCGUGGUCUGCAGCCAAGAGCUGGCAUUAACUGUGCUGGGUACAGAGUGCUGACAUCCUUGGAUCAAUAUGCUGAAUUGCUAAAUGCCAGUGUCCCAGGUGUGUGGGUAUAAUAUUUGUGUUGGCUAUUUUUUUUUCUUUUUAUGAGUUCGUAAUGUUCCAUAAACGUAAUGCCUUUUUUUUUUUUGUCCAGGUGGAAAAGUGAAGGCAGGCAGUGGACAGAUGAAAUGUGCGACUCAGUACCCGGUGAUCCUGUGGCACCCAUAUUGCCAGCAUUAUCAGUUCUGUGUAAUGAACGAGCGGGAGCAGGAGAGGUGGAGCGCCGUUUUUCAAGACUGCGUCCGCCAUUGCAAUGAUGGUGAGCACAUCAGAGAGCCAGCAGGGCAAGCAGAACGUUUAGGCAGGAACAUGCAUUGGGGAUUUGGCAAACAAAGUACUAGGCCAGAGUGCAGAGCUGACUGCCAGAGAGGUAGAUGUAUGUGCUGUUAUAGUAAACGGAGUACUAGGAGCAGGUGUGAUUACAGUGAGUAUGCUAUCAGGGAGAUAGCUGGAGGUGUGAUUACUGUGAGUAGAGUAUCUGGGAGAUAGCUGGAGGUGUGAUUACGGUGAGCAGAGUAUCUGGGAGAUAGCUGGAGGUGUGAUUACGGUGAGCAGAGUAUUGGGAGAUAGCUGGAGGUGUGAUUACGGUGAGCAGAGUAUCUGGGAAAUAGCUGGAGGUGUGAUUACGGUGAGCAGAGUAUCUGGGAGAUAGCUGGAGGUGUGAUUACUGUGAGUAGAGUAUCUGGGAGAUAGCUGGAGGUGUGAUUACUGUGAGUAGAGUAUCUGGGAGAUAGCUGGAGGUGUGAUUACGGUGAGCAGAGUAUCUGGGAGAUAGCUGGAGGUGUGAUUACGGUGAGCAGAGUAUUGGGAGAUAGCUGGAGGUGUGAUUACGGUGAGCAGACUAUCGGGGAGAUAGCUGGAGGUGUGAUUAGGGCGGUAGUAGGCAACACUGAUACCAUGAACGAAGUAUCUUGGGAUGAUCAUGCUUUGAGGGUAUGUUGAGCAGAGCACCAGGUAGUAAGCAUGCAGCAAAAUAUAGUGACUUGUUGGCCAAGGUUCCAGGGACGAUGCAGGCAUGCUGUUAUUAUGAGUAGAGUACUAGGGAGGAAGCAGGACAGUAAUGUUAUGGUGAGUAAUGUGCCAGAGAAAUAGCAUGCAGUAAUGAAAUGUCAAACAAAAACAAAACAAAACAAAAACAAAAGGGGUAAUUGGCUCUAGGGAGGGAGCAGGAAAUUCCGCUUACCUGUAGUCUCUGUUCGUGUUUUUGUGUUGCUAUUCAAAGGUAUAGGACUUUAUUUACUUCCUGUUUAAUCCCCUAUCCUACUUUCUACCCGUCUUGUCUCCUAUUACAAUCAUGCUUUCACUGCACUCUGUCGUCUCCCUACUUAUUACCUUUUCUCUGCAUAUCCCUUUUGUCCUCCCGUACGCUCCUCAGACAGCCAGGUCCACACCUACACCUAGACACACACAAUUUCACUUGUAUGGCGCACACCUGCAACAGUUUUUAUUGCAAAAUCCCUGUCUGCAUGAAAAGUGUAGGAGGGGAAACUAAACGUUUCUUUUUAAAGGGAGAUUUGUGAUGUGAAUGGAGAUGGUUACCAGGUGUCCCUUUUAACUCCGACACAUAAAAUGUAUCCUGAACGUCUGUAUUAAUAUUGCUGCUACUUUCUGGAUGCAUUUAUUAUACGUAUUCCUUGUUUAAGUGGAAUCCUCUUCAUUCUCUCCAGAUGGUACAGUAACAGUGCCCUGGCACUGGAAUAGAGUGGGCCUUGCCAGGGCACUUGUGGGAACAUUGGCACAACAAGUAAUUGGAGGGUCUCCAAGGAACAGUAUAAUUUAUCCAUAUUUUUGUAGCUGACUGUAUAGUAGGUGACUCCUCAUCGGGUAAUCUGAUUAACUAUAGCCUCACUAGACCAUUACAUACAAUGCAAUGGCAGAGAGAACAUGGACAAUACGAAGGGUUAAUAAUAAUCAUCAGCCUUAGACUUUGUUCCCAGAGCUGGGAUUUGAUAAAUAGACAAAAUCUGGCAGCUUGUUAUCUGAAAUCUAAAUGCCGCACUUAUUUACUCACACGGCUCCAGAUUUCAUAUAUUUUUACAUCAGACUGUGUGUUGCCUAGCAGCAGAGUCCUAGGAGCAAUCCGUGUGAGGCAUGAACGGCAAAUGGGCCUCGGCAUAUGUGUGCAAAUAUGGGCAUAUCCGCAUACACGCACAUGGUGUGCUGUGUGUUGAAACCGCCGAGCACAGCUACCAAACAAAGUGGAAAGUGUUACAGAGGACAGAUUGUUACUAAGUGGUAAAAGUGCACACUUGAAGAUAAAAACAUUCUAUCUGCAUUCUAGGCAUCCCGGAGGAACCUCGGGUGGAAUCAGCGGCAUUUACCGACUCGGUGCGACUUUACAGACAAGCACGGGAUCAGUAUGGGACUUGGGACAUGCUGUGCGGUAACCAAGUGCAGGUCAGCAUUUUCUCUCUCUCUAAGAGCUACCCCAUCUAGGGUUGCCAAAACUGCCAUGGUUUCCACGACAACAGUAGAAAGAACUGUGCACAAAGUCAGGAAUGUAGUCCAAGGCAGAUUGGAGAAAAACAAUCACAUAGGAGCCUUUAUCUUUAUGCAUACCUUCUUAAUUCCGAUAGGCUGUAAAUCAAUAGGGUUUCCUUGCAGUAUGUAGCAUUCAUGUGCUACGAGAGGGAAAUCAGAUUACCAAUCAAGGAGGAUUCCCAGAAGAACUGCCUGGCUUAACUUGAUUUCCCUCCUGCAGCAUAUGAUUGCUUCAUGAUACAGGGAAGCACUCUUCAUUUGUAGUCCAUCAGUAUGAAGAAAUUGGAUGUGUCCAGAAAAAAAAAAACCCAUGAUGAACCUGGAAUAUUACAGAUUCUAGGUCAGUGGUAGGAAACCUUCAGUACUCAAGUUGUUGUGGACUACAUCUCCCCUGAUGCUUUGACAGCAUUACAGCUGCUGGAGAUGUUGUCCUCAUCUAGAACGCUGUAGGUUGUCUACCCCUGUUCUAGAGUCUCUGUACGCCAUCCUGGAAACCUGUUCACCAUUAAGUUAGUACUAACAGAAUGGUUUAUUUUUUUUUGUGCAGGUCCUUUGUAACCUGGUGAUGGAUGACCUCAUCCCUGAUCUCAAAAAUAUAAUCUGUCCAAAACUGAGGGGGAAACCCCAGGAGAAGCAGAGAGCUUGGCUGAUGGUGAGUCACAAUGUAACAUGCGGGGGACACAGGAAGAGGAUUGUCUUUAAAUAGAGCAUGCAGAACCAACGAGGACACAUGGUGGCCAGAUGAUUCAGUGUGGUUAAAAGUCAGAAGAUUUUCUUUGCUACAGGGUAAAGGUUUUCUAGAGCCAGUCUGUUCACACUUGGGAGGGUUUGAUUCCUCUGGCAGCCUUUUGCUGAUAUCACUGUGUGUUCUUCUUAUCUUGCAAAAGUGCAGCUGAGAUAAGUGUAAGGAAAACACUUCAAUUUACAAGCACUCUCCAUAUAAGAGUCUUAAGAUAGGCUAUGGAAAUGAAAGUACAUGUGACCUAUGAUGCCCCCACAUGCAUGACAUGCCAUCAUGUUUGUUUGUUUUUGCUAUAAGUUUUUAAUAUGCUUGGUGCACCCAGUCUCUAAAUAGUCUUACUUUUCACCCCUCCUAUGCCAGAAGGAAUGCAUGCAAAGAGUCCUUUCGUGCGAGAAAGGUUAAUCUGGACAUUAAAGCAGGGUGUGUGGCAUGUUGACAUUUACAGUUUUGUUCCUGCCAGGAAGGGAUCUAUUAACCCUUAUAUGACAAAAGUGAGAUAAAUCACUGCUACCAUGUCAGCUAUCAUGAAGGGGUUAACAUGUGGCCCUUUGCCUUGCUUACCCUCCAGGCCUCCGGUGGCAAGUAACUUAAGGGACUGACUUGUGUCAGGCUUGAAAUGUUAAGCCAGUUUCAGUGUAUAUAGGUGCAAACUGUACUAGAGUUGGGUCUUUUGAGAUUUCUUCACGUUCCUGCCUUAAAUGUUAAUGUUUCAAUCAGCUGGAUUAACAACACUGUUCUCAAGCUUGGAAGGAUAUUUAGAACGCUCUCCGCUUAAGUUCGUCAUGGUAGUAUCUCCUAGGAAACAUUCUUCAUUGUAAUAGGUAGGAAGGAUAGGUCCUCAGUAAAUGGUCAGUGCAAGGAUUAAUGCUUAGACCGUUAAGUACAGCGUAGACAACAAUAUCUGGAAAGAGCAAUUCUGGGGGAAAAAAAAUGCUUAAAAUAAACCAAACAGCUGCAGUAUUCUAUUGGUUUCCAUGACAACUGCUCUAGUGUUCUAACAUUGUGGGUUAUGAAGAGCUAUGGUGCAAUGUGUUUUAUUUUGCACAAAGGGUGUAUGUAUCUUGCACAACACAUUCUGAUGAUGAGUCACGCUAAAGGACAUAUAAUUAGGCUGUGACAUUUUGACAUUUCUACAUUCCAGGAUUUGACUUCAAACACUCUUACUUGUAGACUAGAGCAUGGCUGUCCAUCUCUAGUCAACAUCAGACACUAUAGGUUGAUGGCAAAUACAUGGAAUCCUGCUACUGAAAUACAAUGUUUAUCGAGGCAAUAAGCACCAUUAUAAACACCACUGAUUGGAGUGAUUAUGGUGUAAAAGUGUGUUGAUGGCAGACUCCAGUUUGUGUCAAACUUUACCCCUCUGCUGGCCCCCUCUCAGGAGGACUAAUGGACUUUUCUGCUUAGGAACUCUUCUUUAUCAGCAGUGAACGCAGGGGACGGCCCCGAGUUAAGAAUUCAAACCAUUCUAAGACGGUUUGAUUACUUAAAACGUGGGAGUCCGGAUAUUACUGGCAUUAAAAGCCACAGGAGGCAGCCAUGUUUAUUUACUACUAGACCUCAGAUCACGCAACAUUUGUAAUUGCAGAGCCUAUGAAGUAAUUUUUAAAAUUUUGUUGCAGAAUAACUAACUAAUUUAAUUUCUUGGUAAGACGGUGAGAAACGCGAUGGCUGUGCUUCCCUGUGAAUUGAUUUAGUUGAUUUAAUUUCUAGAUGUCUUUUACUGAGCUGAAAUGCCCCCUCCCUCCCCCCUAUCCUUGUUUGUUCCUGCACAGAUCACUUGGUACAUCCUGCUUCUCUGAGUACAUAAUUCGCUUGGUAUAUCCUGUUCUCUCUAUGUUUUGCAUUCACAGUUGGCUUGUUAGGCGUAACAUUCUGUCUGCCCUUGCUGUGUGCAGGGUGCCCACUGUGUAUUAGUACACCCUUAUCACUGUACAUGCAUGCAUCUGUAAAACAACAUGGUAUCACAGAGCUCUCUAGGCAGUAAAACCACGCAGUAUAUUAGUGCAUCACAGAGCUCCAUGGCAGUAAAACAGCACCGUGUACAAUUGCGUCAAAGAGCUCCACAGUCUGCCCUUUGAAAGCCACUGCACUCUUACAGAUCUUUCUCUUAUCAAGUUCCUGCAAUGGGUGGGUCAUUUAAAAGUGCUACAAAAAUACAGGCUGAGCUGCCCAAUUGUUUAAGGCAGGAAAACAUGAAAACCAUAUCCUCAAAAUUACGCUCUUUCGUUGAUCCUUCUGGGAAAAGAACUGGUGGUUUGCAAGGCUCCCCCUCGUUUUAUUGUGCUUUCAUUGUAGGGCUAUUCUAAUGGUAAAUUGUACUUCCAUUAGUCAUACAAUGUAAUUAUCAUAAAGCUGCAACUAUGUACUUGUGGCUUCUAUACAGUUUCCAAAAUUGUAUUAUACAUAAAAAUAACUAUAUUUGGAACAUUUUAAUAAAAUAAGCAAAGGCAACAAAAUGUACGAAAAACACCAACCCAGGCCCGCCACAGAUCCUGAAUAACUUAAGUUUUUUUCUUUCUCGAUUUUAUAUUAUGUUUCACAAUUUGUUUGCUUUUUCCUAAUUUGUACAACGUUUACCGUCAGUGACUCGCCUCCUGGCAUAUGAGUGACUGGUCCCUUGCGACAGUAGGGGUAGCCUAGCGGACAUACCUGAAAAGUGGGGUAUAAACGAGAAGAUUGAGAUGGAUGGAUGAGUGAGUGAGUUAAUACACGAGUAGGGACUAGGAAGAUGCCCGGGCUUCGGAAUAUAUGUGGGAAGAAGUUAGAUGCAGUGCCCUUCCAUGUGCUUGGAGUAAAGGCAGUAAUACCGUUUACUGAAUAAGCUAGGCAGUUUCGGAUAUAGGAUGUGCGUGCAUUAUAAUGAUGGAAGUUUUGGACAUGGGAGCCAUAGGAAGAUGGGAACGGACAUGCUAACUCCAGGUGAGCGAGGAGAGUUGUCUGUCAAAAAGAGGGGCAUGGAAGGUGAUAUAUAUCCUAUGCUACCGAUGGAAUAUGUGACCAUGUCUGUUACCUAAUAAUGUGGCUACACUGACCUUGCUGACUCUUGUAAUAGUACCACAUCAAAAAUAAUACAAAACCAUAACCACUUACAACAAAACACUGGAAAGAUAAACUGUAGUGAAAUGACUUUAAUGGCUAAAGAACACGUGCAAUCAAUAAAUUGAGACAAAAGUUAAAUAAGAUAAGUCAAGCCUCUGUUUAAAAAGCAAAUUCACCAAAAAAAAAUCAACAAAAAGUCUGAGCAUUUUAUGUCCCGCCCGGUAAGCUGUUUAGUGUUAGAUGAACAAACUGUUAAUGUUCUUGUGUUUUUGCUUGUAUUUGCCUAGAUUUCCGACACUGUGUAUCGUUUGGUGCACGAGCAGACAAAGCAGUUUUACGAAGCGCUGGGGAAGAAAUGCACAGAGAAGACACCAGAAAUGGAGAGCCAGAUUCGAACUGAUAUGGACCAAAUCAUUUCCUGCAAAGAACACGUAUAUAACAAGAUAAGAGGUACGGGCAGAUACAGAACCUGGAAGGCGGAGGGCCGGUUUAAAAUACUCUGUAACGACUGUAACUGCCCCUUGGACAAAACUACUGAUGGAAAAACACUAUCGACAAAAUAAGGAAUUCCACGUAUUGCUAAAUGUAAUCGUAGAAUGACUGUGGAAAAUCACUGGGAAAAACCAGAAGAUUUUUUCUUUCAGUUAUAAGUGAGGAUCGUCUAGUGGAGGGGAAAAAAAAUAGGAGUUUAUAAUUUAGAUAGUGUCUAGUGUGUGUCUAACUUUCCCCAAAUUUAUGUCUAAUAUACAGAUUUAUUUUUGUCCCCCAAGCUUUUGUAUUGCCAAAGUCUGAGCUGUGUGUGAGGAAUCACGUCCAGUCGCACAUCCCAUCUAUCCUGGAAGCCCUGAUGGUACCCACCAGCCAGGGAUUUUCUGAGGUCCGAGAAACUCUUUUCAGAGAGAUCACCGACAUGAACAUGAAUCUGGUGAACGGGGGAGGAAAAGAGAAGCUUGGAGAGGUAAAAGUUGCUAAAUUGAAGUUUCAGACCCAGGAUCUGUGGUGUACAAUGCUUCGGGUGUUUGGGCGCAGAGGAAGCUUGUGGCUCAAAUUGGGAACUGAAAACUAGAAAGUGAUCACAAUAUAUCAGUGUUCAUAUAAAGAGAUGACCUUGCAUGUGACUAUGUCGUAAAGGGAUUUUCUUUAGUUUGCUAUAGUAUAUGGCCUGGCGGCAAACAUGGGGGACAUAUAUGUACAGAUGCUGUGGAUUACAACUGCCAUCUUUUUGCAUCUGGCUAAAAAUGGUUAUAGUUGCAGUUCAUAUCGAUGUUCGUGUAAAAAUCUGUGUGUAAAUCAUAAUUCCAUCCUUGAGCUUAACGAUGACUAAUGUAUAACACUCCUAUUCAUAUCCAUAACUCCCAUAACCCAAAGCCAAGCUCUAAUGAUUUUGCUCCCUGUAAGCUUUCAACUACAACAACGGAGCCUGGCUUAUAGAAUACUUACUACAGCCCACACCAUCUUAAGCGUUCGUGUUCUCUAAGGCUUCAUUCUACGCCUGUUCAUUUUGAUCUCUAUAUGUUUUGAUUGUCGUAAUGCUAAACAUUAUGAUGUGGAUUACAACAUUAAACAGUCACAGCACAUGGAGUGGAGUGCGAUGAUUGGCUGUUGCAGCCCAUAUAGCUGACGUGGUGGACCUGUUAUGGUGUGCAAUGUUUGGUAGUUCGUGUUUGAACAAGGCAUCAAUAGGCACCUGACACUGCGCUGCUUAAGGGAUAUAGAGGACAACCGAAUAUUUUCCAGAGGAAGACUGUGUAAACAUGUGCUUUUCUUUUUCCUCACCAGCAUAUGGAAAAGAUAUCCCAGCUGGCCUACCACCCAGUGAAGAUGCAGCCUUGCUACGAGAAGAUGGAUCAACUAAAUCUAGAGGGAUUGCAGCAGAGGUUUGACGUAGGAAGUCCAGCUGUCUUUAAACAAAGAGCACAGAUACUCAUGAGAGAGGUAAGGGUCCAGAUUUUAUAAAAAUCACACAAAACAAUCUCAUGGUUUUUUAUCUCUCACUCAAUUACCUGGGAAGAUAAACUAUGGGUUGUCUGGGUAACCUGCUUGCAUAAAUUGUCCCUUUUCUACACUUCACUCACCCAGCAAGCUUUAUCUAGUGUGAUGUUACAUUCUAGUGCAAUUAUGAACCAAUAGUGCCCUCUGCUGGCUAAAAUCUCCAACUGCGAUUUUCACACAGGUUGGCUAUUUUGCCCUCCGUUUUUACAAUUCGGAUUUCAGUUUACAAUUCAUUGGUCAGCGAAUAAAAGCUCUCUGUAAAGCUACAUAAUAACUACACAUAGGCCACCCUUAGUUCGAUGUACAUUGGCUUAAUAUAAUCUUGUUUAGCUGUGUUUUUGGCUGAAAAGUACUUCCUUUGUCAAUUACAUACAGGUGCCCUAUUAACCCCUUAAGGACACAACUCAAAUAACACACAAUUAAAAAGAAAUCCUGACGGGAUAUUUCCGUCAUUUGUCCUUAAAGGGUUGUCCCGUCAUUUGUCCUUAAGGGGUUGCCUGAAGGGACUGUAAAUGGCAGAGGUUGACUUUAAAAUACAAUGGCUUUUUACCAGAUUACAAAAUCAGAGUCUCGGCCUCAUAAUCCAAGCAUUUAUCAAGAUCUAGUGUUUAUUAUUAUAGAGGACUAGGCUAUUAAACAAAACGUCUUGCGGGCAGGGCUUAAAAUUUGAUGUUCUAAAAUACUAGCCGGGCCUAAACCUUAUUAGCCACUGCAGGCAUGGAGAGUACAUGGCAUACUCAUCAGGGCUGAAUUUGUACUUGCCGCAGGCUAGUGAAUGUGUGAAUUCUGAGCCUUGUUAAUGGCUUGUUUGUUCUCAAGGCUGUAUUUUAGUUAAUAUAGUCUCCCUUCAGACUUGUGUAUUAUUUAAGUUCUAGUUGAGGGUGAAUUUACUACCUUACUACAACUGCUGCUCUCGUCUUAGCACUCCUUGUUUGCAGUAAUUUAUUAGGGUGCCGUGUAACAGGGUUAGGCUAUUUGUGCCUCUUUUUCCAUUCGGAUUUAAUUUGAGAAAACCCGCAGUUUAGUUUCAUAAGAAAAUGCUUGGCAAGACCCUAGUCUUUUCUGUAUUUUUCACAGAGGUUUAUGGGAGAUAUGCAGAAACCAAGCAUGUAUGCAAGUGAGCUACUUUCAUUGAAUUCCAGAGUAACAAACACACUUUAUUAGAGAAGUAGCUUAACAGAAGGAUGCUGGAGUUGUGUUUUAUAUGGUAACAUGUUGCAGAGCCUUAUAAGAAAUGAUCUAUAGAUCGGUGGAUAUAUGCAAAGUAGGUCAGAACCUAUUAACUAAUGCUGUACAUGGCGUGCUGGCCUAUUAUCAUUUAUAGAGUAUAUGUGUUCACAAUAGCUGUAGGGGGAUAUGGAAUGGUGUUCAUAAAAAUCCUUGAAUUUAGACAUUUUUAUCAGGAUUAGUUUCUGUGGAGCAAACAAUCUGUUCGUUAAGUCUGAACUCACCCCCCUUAUCUCUCCAGCAAACAGACAACGCAGUCUUCACAUUUGAACAGAUGGUACACCAGGAGCUGAACAAAUCUAAAGGCGAUGAGAACCUAUGUAGAGAUAUCCAACGUAUUCUGGAACGUGUUCUGAAGGUAAGGAAGCAGUUGGAGUUGGCCUCCUCUUUUAUAAAUGUAUAAAUAGCAUAUAACUAGUCCCUUACCAAGUUCUCUUUCCUCUUCUACUCUGUGAAAUAAAGUUUUAUAAAAUAAAUUUUCUUGCAUAUAGUGUAAAGUAGCACUCUAACUCCCACAGUUUCUUCCAUCUAUCAUCCCUUGAGGAUUUAGUUUUGAUUUUUUGGAUCAGGGAUAAAAUUAUAUUUACAAAAAAAACAACUGAAGUGCACAAUAUGCCAAGUGUUUUACCAAUGCUGUUUGUUAAUGUACGCCAACUAACUUUUGCAGAAAUACGACUAUGACAGUAGCAGUGUUCGAAAGAAGUUCUUUCAGGAAGCGUUACUGCAGAUCAUUAUCCCAUUCCUCCUGAAGAAGCUGGCGCCCACGUGUAAAUCGGUGAGGAAACAUUUUGUAUAAGAAGGGGGGUGGGGGGUGGGGGGGGUGAAUGGGGAGAGAUGCUCUUACAAUGGCAAAAGGGAAUAUGGUAGUAGUUAGCAUGCUAAGGUGAUCUUACAUUACUGAUCUAUUCUACUGAGUUAAACACAGUCCCCAUGAUGUUCAAACAUCCUUACUGGCUGGGGAUUAGGAAAACUGCCGAAACAUUAAGAGUGCCAUGAUUAAUGGUCUCUGGAAUAGGUAAAUAGACAUGGCAGAAUAUGGUAGGUUUAGUGGUAUGGGUGCCGUACACCUAUAUUCACCCAACCAGUUGCCGUGAACAUUCUCAAAUACUUACAUUUCAAUCUGUAAAUUAUUUCUGUACGUAAUAUGAUAGAUUAUGGAAUACUGCAGUAUCUCACCAUUGUUUUUGUUUUAGUCGGCUAAUCGUAAUUUGCAAAGUUUUGGUUGUUUUUUUUUAAGCAUUUGUGUAUUUAACCGAAACAGGAAGGAAGGUGGCAAAACGUUUAAUCUCAAAGUAGUAUUAGUUCGAUUAAAAAAAAAAAAAGUAUGACAAGAUGCUGCAGUACACUAUGAUUUUGUAGUUGCAUUAUUGAACUAAUGUAGCUUCCUCUAUUUUAACGAAAACAUUAAGAAUAUAGAAUAGAAUCCGAUCUAGGAGUCAUAACCAUGUGCCUCAUUCCAUUUGAGAGCUCACUUUAAUUACGAAUGCUCAGACCACUCACAGUUGCGUUAACCAGAGUCCACUCAGGUGCAGUCUUCAGAAGUAAAAGGGGAUAAGGAAAUAGCAGGUACCGAAAGGUUUUUCAAUGAAUUAAUUUGUUAGAUUUUCCUGGACCUUGAAUCUGUCCACUUUAUAUUCAUGUUACCAGGAGCUGCCACGUUAUCAGGAACUCAUAUUUGAGGAGCUCUCGCGAUUUGUUCUGGUGGAGAACACUUACGAAGAGGUUGUGUUACAGACUGUGAUGAGAGAUAUUGUGCAGGGUGAGUAUGGUGAAUACAAACUAUUUAACAUUUAGUGGUGGGUGCAUGUCGGUCAGGCCACUUGUUAAUUUGCCAACUCUGGUUUUCUACUCUUGCAGCGGUUAAGGAGGCUGCCAUUCAGCGGAAACACAACUUAUACCGGGACAGUAUAGUGAUGCACAACAGCGAUCCAAACCUACACUUACUGGGGGAUGAGCCAUCGGUCGACUGGAGUGAACAGUAUGCCAAUCCUAAUGAAUCCUCAAGUGGAGGUAGACAUGGAAGGGCGCGACAGGUGGUGUCUCUCAUCCAGGAAGACGAGGACCCGGAUUAUCCGGCGUCCUGCCAGGAACCACCUGCAAACGCAGUUAUCCCUGAAGAGCCAGAGUCCAGCGAUGUUACCCAAAUCCGAGGUAUGCUUGUGAAAGAGUUUGAUGUGGAAGUUCCAGUUAAGGAUACUCAUGCUGAAGAAAUACCAGAAAAACCCAUUUUGGAGGAAGAGCCUGUGCACAUUACACAGAUACAACAAGAACAGUCAAGACCUGUACACGAAGACAGGUCCAAAGGAGUGGAAGUUACAAAUGAAGAAAAUGUAUUACAAGGAAGACCGAUGGCUGAGGAAUUGGCACAUAGUGACCUAAGGACAGAAAAUGAAGGGGUGACACAAACCAGCACACAGGAGAAACAUAGUACAAUAGAGGUUCAAGAAGAUAUUAUCCAUGAUCACCAUGAUGGGGCAGACUAUUUGACAUCCAGUGACCAAGACGUUGCACAUGAUAGACAUGAAAUGGCUGACGAUGUGGCUUAUGAUGACCCAGAUGUUGCACAUUAUGUUCAAGAGGUGGCACGAGAAGCUGUGGCACACUACGUCCAGGAAGUUGCACGUGGAGAGCAAGAGUUGGCACAAAAAUAUAUUGUGCAUGAUGAUCAAAAGUUGGUGCUAGAUCAUCCACCGCAUAAGCCUGACGACUUACCAGAAGAGAAUUCAUCUGAAGAACCAUCCAGCACACAUCUCCCUUCAGUUCUGCCAUGUGAGAUGCCAAAGGAUGAAACGGCCAGCACGGUUUUCCCUCCAGAAACAGAGAACCAGUCUUUCCAUGCACAAGAGCUCAAGUCCACACCAGAUGACAGUGGGUUUCAGUCUCCGAUGAGUGAGGAGGACGAAGAAGGAGAAGGUUAUAGGGAAAUUCCAGUGCCUGCACCACGGAAAAGAGAUGAAAUAAUCACUCCAUUCUGAACUCCUCAAACUUGAGACUGGUUCACAGUUGGAGACAAGGGGUGGAGGAGCAUAUAAUGAACUCCUGUGGAGGGCACAAGCACAGCUAGACUCUCCAUCCCUUGGCACAAAACUAUUUAAAUGCUUUGAGCUCUGCUAGACUUUUCUGCUACGACAGGGUUGAAAACGUGUGAACGCUGCACACAUUCCUUACUGUUGAAUAUUUACAACAUUCCACACGGCUUUGCAGAAACAUUCCCAGGGUUAUUUCCUAAAGUUUAAAUUGUCUGGAAUCCAAAGCAAAUAUCAAAAUUUAGGCCAGAAUACUUAAUAAAAAAAAAAAAAAGGAAAUCUAUUUAAUCUAUUUUGGCUUAAAAGUUACAAUUCAACGAAUACCAGAUAAUUCCCACUUUAGUGAAUAACCCUUUCUACGUCAGAUCAGACCCACGGUCACCACAUAUCAAUCAAUCAUGAGCAAGUUUUGCUCUCGACAUCUAAUUUAUCCAAUCUCUGUAUCUGGCUAAAGCUAGUGCUUCCAGUUUGACUAGCACAGUCUGUCAGUUUGCUUAGCUUAUAUACCAUUAGUCAUCUCCCGUUACUGCCACCUACCCUUUAAGAUGUGUCACUGCACAAGUAUUCUGUUCCUGCUGUGCCUCACCUGUAUAUCACACCCAAUCUACAGUAAGUGCAUAAAACAGAAAAAAAACACUAACCAAAACAUACACUAGCUUCACAAUAUUUUUGAUUUGGAUAGAGAGAGAACUGUUCUCAUAUUUGUGUCUGUGACACCUACCUUUAGGGACUUCUUCUGUAUAAAUAUGUCAAAGUACCACCCUUUGUGACCAAGCUAUUGAACAUGUAAGAUAGGCCUGUAUAUGAGUGUUACAUAGAUGGACUACAAAGAAUAUCCUUGUUUGUAUGAGAGAUGUCCUUGAGUAGGUGUUAUCAUACUUUAUAUACCAAUUUGUGUGUUUGUAACACUGCCCUACAAAGCCCCACACAGUUUGAACUGUAUUUUGUUUGACUGCAAAUACUACAGAUUGUGUAAUGUACUAUUUUCACGUCACCUGUUGUGGGCUAUUUUUCCCCAUUCGUGUCCAGUUGUAACACACACUAGGCAUUAUGGGUAAUGUAGGCCAGAACUGCUGGAGUGUCUCUGAUCCACAUUCCACGCCCAGCCCCUUUCAAACCAAGCAGUGCCUUUUUAUUCCGUAACCAGAUCUACUUAAUUCCAAAAUAUAUUUUAUUAAAACUUAAAAACGUCUAAAAUAAAAAAGCUUUUAAUUAUAAUAAAUAAACUUUAUUAUAAGAAAAUGAAGUGUCACACGUUUUCUGUUUUGUAGCUCUUGAACAUAUUACAGUAACAGUCCUAGUUAUCCCAAGUGAUUUUUCCUGCUAAUGCAGAAUGCCCAGGUCCAUUUUGGGAGUCUUGAAAAGACUUGCUUAUUAAAAACGUUAAUGAUUUUAUCUGAGAAUUUAUACAAGCAAGACACUCCGGAUUGGUUUGGACAUCUGCUUGCAAGAUGCUCAUUAAUACUUAAGUACAUAUUUUUAUUUAACACCAGCAAAUACAGUAUACGGCAGCACUUGCUAAACCUUGCACCCCAAAUGUUCGUUAAGUCUAUAGGCCAGUGUAUAGAACUACAACUUUGACAGUUUACCUUAAUUCUGGCAAAGCAUUACUGGUGCUGCAGUUUUACAAUAACUUGGAAUUAAAGAGUCAUACGCAGUCUUGGGUGUGUGUGUGGGGAGGGGGGGUGCCUUAAACAACUAGUGUGGGGCCUAUUACUUGAUCCAUACGGGAAAUAAAAAUGGUCAGAAAGCUGGGUACAGAAGAAAAACUUAAGCUUUGAUUUCACUUUAAAAAAGGACCACUGCAUCAUUUAAAAAAGCAAAAAAAAAAAAAAAGACUAAUUAAUAGAUAUACUCCCAAUAAAUACUUGCAUGCAUGUAUUCACUGUGGUCAUAUAUUUAAAGAGCUUGCAAAAGCUGCAGUCUCUUCUCCAGGAAAUAACCUAUCACAGUCUACUCACUGGGGAGCCGCUGAAGCAAUUAAUCCGCGUGCACACAGUGUUCCAAAAGAACACUCGCUAAUCUGAUGUCUGAGAUGUGGGAUGCGAGUAGAGCUCACCUGCCAUUUCUGAUAGCUGAGGGGGAGCUAACCGAAGUAGGAAGCAAAAUAUCCCUAGCUUUUUGACAGAUGCAGAGGGGUUUCAUCUUUAAUCAUUUAAGAGCCAACUUCUCAUAGAAACCAGCACCUUUAAAAUACUGAAGCUAUUUAUGUAUGUGGAGUGGCCCUUUAAGAAUAAACCAAACACAAAUAUUCUAAAAUAAGACUUAUUAACUUUAAAAUACAUUUAAUACAAACCUUAAUAAAUUUACAUUCAGUACAAUAUUAAAAAAAACCACCAUGCUGGGUUAACGUUUCCAUAUGUUGUUCUGAUCAGCAAUUUGAUCCCUCACCUCUAAGCCAUCUUGCUGUCUGCAAAAAAUUUUAUUAAAAUAAUUUUAACUUUCUGAACUGUUUUAAAGAAACAAAACAUUAAACCCAACAUACAGACCCCUUUUGAUGUUUAGAUUUGAUUAAUUACAGGGCCCACAGUAGGCAGCACAUUAGGGAUCCAGUUCUAGACUUGGCAAUUUUAUAUGUAGUCUGUUAAUUUAAAGGAGAGACCUACGUAUUGUAAUUGGAGUUAUCACAAUAGGAAGAGCAAUAAGGCACCUGCCACCAUCAGGUGGCCAGAGGAGACACAAACUCCAGAUCAGUGCAGCGGUCUCUAGACAAUAGGUGGAGAUAAUGGUUGCAGGAAGACCAGGAGAAGCACGAGUGUCAAAGUAAAACAUCUUCACAGACUAGGAAGAACAAGCCACCACCAAUGCAGCACUUAUGGUGAGACCGAAUGAGAAUAUUCAAUAAGAAUAUCACUACUGAGCUUCAUCUGUUGAAGUGUAAAAUCCUUCAUCUUAUAGGUAGCAGGGUUUGGGGUAUUUAGAGAGGAGGGGGAAUGCCACGUAGUAACCUAGGGCAGAUCCAAUGAUGACGGACAGAAAGAUGGCAGCGUUGUACGACAUUACACAUAGCAUGAUCAUGUAUCCAAGAACAACUUGAGCUGUGUGAAGCAGGGUAACAAAGCCAUGAAGAAGCCACCACCUGUGAGCAGAGAGAAAACAGGAUAAUAAGGAUUAGGCAGUAUACCCCAGCAACGUAACAUGCUCCUAUUCAAAGACAUGGUAGGGGAGACUAGUUCUAUGCUACCCUGGCCAGGUGUUUAUGAACAAUUAUCAUGCUUGCCAACUUGGCAUAGACCCACAGUGUAUGCAAAGAAAUAACACAGAAAAGACCAAAGGGCUUAAAGGAACACUAUAGUGCCACGAAAACAAACUCGUUUACCUGGCACUAUAGGGUUAUUAGGUUCUCCCUCGGAGCCCCCCUUCACCACUUACCUUAAUCCAGUGCAGGGCUCCCUCUGUGCUGGUGACCUCUCCUCCCCCUGCCGACGUCCGCUCCGAAUGCGCGGCCUGAGCUGCGUGUGCAUUCAAACCGCCCUUUGGAAAGCAUUACUCAGAUCAAUGCAAUUUCACAUUGAGGAUCGCAGAAGCGGUCUUUCGUGGCUGUCAAGAAGACAGCCACUAGAAGCUGGAUUAACCCUCAAUGUUUCAGCUGCAGGGUUAAAACUAGGGGGGCCUGGCACUCAGACCACUUAAUUGAGCUUAAGUGGUCUGGGUGCCUAUAGUGGUCCUUUAAGGUUGGUUGACAAAAUUCCACCUCAGCAUGUUUGAGGGUGCUAAUGACAAUGUGGCUAGAUAUCUUUCAAAAUGAAAUAUAAAUGAGGACCAUUGAAUUGGUUCUCCUGUAACUGCACUCCAGACCAGGAAGUGGUUGUAACCAAUGAGCACCCCUCCAUCUCUUCAUCCAAAAUAUACCUGCCCAGCAAAUGACGUAGGAUAUAUAGUUCAGCACUAAGCAAUUUGCACUUAUUCAUUAAAAUGAAUGGAAUCACGAUUUUAAGAAAAACUGUGGCUUAUAAUACCUUUACAUGAAGCACUAUUCUCAUUGGAACUUGAUUUGUAGCAUAAUCUCUCACAUAGAAGGCUAUGAAGGUGGCUUGUCAAAGGUAACGGGAAGUUGUGUUAAAAAUAUACCAUACAAGUAAUUGAACUUGCUGCCCCCAAAAGCCUUCUAAACCAGUCUGGAAAAGCAUUACUGGUGCUACAGUUUUACAAAAUAUAGGGUUAUACCGUUUGACUGUACUUAUAGGGUGGCUGCUUACAAUAGCUUGUGAUUAAAGAGAGAGCAGUCAUACGCCGUCUGGAGGGGGUGCCUUAAACCACUAGUGUGAGGCCUAUUACUUGACCCAUACAACAAAAACUGGUCAGAAAGCUGGGUGUGGGAGAAAAUAAACUUAAGCUUUGAUUUCACUUAAAAAACAAAACAAAAAAAAAAACACUCCAUCAUUUAAAAAAAAGCAGAAAACCCCCACUAAUAUAUAUACUCCCAAUGAAUACUUACAUGCAUGUAUUCAUAGAAACAUAGAAUGUGACGGCAGAUAAGAACCAUUCGGCCCAUCUAGUCUGCCCAAUUUUCUAAAUACUUUCAUUAGUCCCUGGCCUUAUCUUAUAGUUAGGAUAGCCUUAUGCCUAUCCCACGCAUGCUUAAACUCCUUUACUGUGUUAACCUCUACCACUUCAGCUGGAAGGCUAUUCCAUGCAUCCACUACCCUCUCAGUAAAGUAAUACUUCCUGAUAUUAUUUUUAAACCUUUGUCCCUCUAAUUUAAGACUAUGUCCUCUUGUUGUGGUAGUUUUUCUUGUUUUAAAUAUGGUCUCCUCCUUUACUGUGUUGAUUCCCUUUAUGUAUUUAAAUGUUUCUAUCAUAUCCCCCUGUCUCGUCUUUCCUCCAAGCUAAGUAUUCACUGUGGUCAUAUAAAUGUCACAAAUGUAAAGGUUUGAGGUUAACAAAAUGUUUCAGAUAUUAAAUCUAUUUCACGCUUCUGGCAUUUACAGUCUUAAAGGAAUGCUCCAAGCACCAUUUACCAGUGGUUAAACCAGAGGUCCACCGGGUGCUUCUCCGAGACUCUAAAAGAGCUGUAAGCAAAUACCAGCUGUGCAGCUCAUCGGCUGAGAGUGAUCGGCUGACAUUCUCAGCCAGUGAGCAGGCCGAGCAUUGCAAGUCUUAGCUCAGGAAAGGUGCUGGAUGUUCCUAGCACUUCAUAGCGGGACAGGAGAGAGAGAGAAAUUGGUGCCCAGUGGCCACAGGUAUUGGCAAACAGUUUAACUACUUACAUGGUGGAACCAGCUAUAAUUAAUUAGGGGUUUGGAUUGUUCCUUUAAAAGUGCCACAAUUUGCAAACAGCUGAAAUUACUUAUACGGCACUAAAUCUGUCCCCCGUGAGCUCCGCCAUUUUCUUACGCAACUCCUCGCACUUCAUCCCCCAGGAACUGUAUCAUUGCUGUACACAGGGCGUCGAACGCCAUCAGCCUACCACCAGCUGCCAAGGCAAACCUUCAUGGAGGACCAACUUCAGGUUUAAAACCAAACAGUUUAUGCCCUGAGGGUUAGGCAGUGCCUGCGUGAUGUUAUUAAUAUAGUGCCAACAAAUUCCGCAGGGCUUUAAUUCAGAUAAAAUGAUUUCUCUAAAUAAUACACAUUCCAUUUUUCUAAAGUAUUAUCAUAUUUUACACGGAAAACGGAGAACACCAGUUGGAAUGGCUAUGAUGGAUGUGGUUCCAUCCCAGACACUAGUGGUCAUGCAACUCUACACCUCGAAUUCUGGGAGCAGACAAUAAGCUUUGUUAAGGUCAUGCGAUUAAUGUAUGCAAUUUGAAUAAGUAAUGUUAUAGGGUCUCUCCAAAGAACUAAAGCUCGUCUGUCC